AUGUAUGUUUCUGAUUUUCCUGAAGUUUACAGCCAGGAAGAGAAAUUUAACUCUCCAGUAAGAUCAUGGUCUUGCUGGUGAUUUGCAAGGUGGGGAGAGCGGGUGUGCAUGGCACUGUGAUGCAUGUGUAAAUUGUAGUGUAUGCAGGAUGCUCACAGUUUUUCUGGUUGGAAAUAUGCCCAGAGACCCCCUAAAAGCUGAUAAUGCCUGAUCUAGGGCCAUGAGUUACAUAAGGAUCUUUGAUUAUAGGAUGAAGGCAUCCAACCAGAAGAAGCUGGUGUAUUGUUGAAUUGACAUGUCCUGACCCAGUCCAUGUCUUGACACAGAUUUUCUCUGUUAUUGGAUUGAGACGACUGUCAGGAACACAUGGGCAAAUUUAGUAUUCAUACAGAUUUUAGCAGCACUCCAAACAACUAUCAUUGCACUAGUACAUUUGCCAAUUUUAAAAAUUGAUUGAUGUUUGCUGUCCAUCAAAUCAUUUGGCAAAUUUGCAAAAAACAAGAUCUGCUACUGUCUGUAAUAAUGCCGUGGUAUGUUUCCCUCUUUUUUACCUUUCCUGAUACAAAAAGGGUGUUCCGAAUGCAUGGGGUUUGCUUUGCAUUAUUACCUUCAAAAAUUAGAUUGUUCAAUCGUUAUGUGAGUUAUAUAAAAUGUACUGAAAGUAUGGAUUCAGACUCUGAUAUUUUACAUUUUUAUAUGAAAUUAAUCUUACAGUUCUCAUUACAUGACCACUGGUUAUGAAGUCUUACAGAGCAACCCAAUACUGCUGGCUGAAUGGGGCAGAGUAUUUGGUAAAAGUCCAGAUAACUUGAGAUAUGCUGCCAGUACAAUGCCCUGCUUCAGGGAUUGUAGAAAGAAAGGAGCAAAGUCCCUUAGUAAGUGCUCAGCCAUGAUGGAAUUACAGGCUCAGUUUCAAUUGGUCCACAUCUGCCAUGCCAUGCCUCCCUGUCACCUGGCCCUUGUCUGUAUGCUGCUGGGGUCUGAACACAGGUGAGCCACAGUUAGAAAAUCAGGCGGACAGAUUAGCACUACAGUCUUGGCAGAAGUCCACUUUUUCAUGCUUCCACUGGCAUUGGAGCUAGGUCAUGGUGAACUCAGGUUCCUUCAUCCUGGCCCAGACCCCCCCCCCCAAGUCUCUGUGUUGUGGGCUGUGAAGCUACCUAUUGGGAAGGUUUCUCAAAAGAGAAUGUGGCUCCGUGAAAAAAAUGUUCAUCACCCUGGUAUAUAGGAUGGUUCAGUUCAUGGCUUGAAUGUAUGCUGUAUGUCACAAAGAGGGCCAUGUAGGCAGCACUCCUGUUUCUCCUAGGUCACCCAAAUGUCCUGGGUGCUUCACAGAUGAUAGAUUGCACAGGGGGAAAUCUUUUCAUACACUUCUUAUGCUGCAAAUGGAGAUCCACAGUGAGCUCUAAUUAUCCAAGAAAAUUAAUGUGGCUUGGGUAAGCCCAUGCAUGCUACACAUGCACUAGUAUUUUCAUCAGAAGAAAGGAAUUCUGUUAAAGAAAUUGAACUGACUUAAUUAGGACGGAACAGAUUGGGAAUUUCACAGUGUCAGUUCCAUAAACAUAGUCUAUAAUUUUUAUUUUUAUUUUUAAUGAUGACACAAGCCUUAACCCAAGAGAUGAAAACAGAUGUCAUCCUGUAUGGAAUGCAACUUCAAGUAGUAUUCUAGUAAAAAUGUUUCAGACACAGCCACUGAUACAUUGACAGUGAGCCUACAGCCCACCCACACUUCCACUUGUGCUGUGCCUAGAAAGCAUGGGGGUGAACGAUUCCCCCCUUGCCCAGCUCCUUUGCAAGGGAAAAACUGCUCCUUAGCAAUAGAUCAGAACAAAUGAAAAUUUGGGGGGAAACAAAAUUGGUUUGCUCUGAUGGAGUGCUAAAUAGUAGUUUUCCCCAGGGAAAAGCAGUAGGGUCAAGAGAAAGUAUGCAUGAGCCCUUAACCACUUCUUGACAGGUGACUGGGCAGCAACCAAUGAAGCUGAAUACUGAAGAUUCAGGAAAGACAAAAACUUCAUACAAUGCACAGUUAACCUGGAAUUCCGGGAGCAGCUUGUUCACUGGGGUGGAAGGACCUGCAACAAACAAUGGCCUCCAGACCUCAGCAGUGCUGCCACUUACUGAGACUUACUGGUGAAUCUGAGGCUACCAACGCAUCCAUGCAUCCCUAUCUUGCUCCCACUGAGAUAAUUUGCUCCCUUAAGAUAUAGUGAUCCCCUAAGAUGUAGCGAUAUUUGCCAGCUUGGAUGGCUUUGAAAGGGUUUCAGUUUAGACAUACUCAUGGAGGAUGAGGGUAUCAGUGGCUACUAGCCCUGGUGGCUAUACAGUGGUACCUCGGGUUAAGAACUUAAUUCGUUCCGGAGGUCUGUUCUUAACCUGAAACUGUUCUUAACCUGAGGUACCACUUUAGCUAAUAGGGCCUCCUGCUGCCACCGGAGCACGAUUUCUGUUCUCAUCCUGAAGCAAAGUUCUUAACCCGAGGUACUAUUUCUGGGUUAGCGGAGUCUGUAACCUGAAGCGUCUGUAACCUGAAGUGUCUGUAAUCCGAGGCACCACUACCACUGUAUUUUACCUCCAAUGUUUGAAUUCUACAUAAGGGGAAAACCUGUUGCUCAGGUUCUGGUUUGUGUGCUUCUCAUAGGUAUGCCAUUUUUUCAUUUAGCUGUUAUUAUUUUAUCUGUAAUCAAAACUUGAGUCUCUGUCAGGGCAGAUAGUGGGGUGUACAAGCAAGCAAGAAGGAAGGCAGCCAGCCAGCCAACCAACCAACCAACCACUUUGUUAUUCACCUCUUCUUCACUGGAGGCUUUUAAAGCGGAGGUUGACUAGCUACUAGCCAGGGUGGUACUUGAUAUUACUGCAUUGCAGGGGGUUGGACUAGAUGACCCACGGGGUUCCUUCCGCCUCUACGAUUUUACCACGGCUCUGCUUCGUCGGCACAAAGGCUGCGGGGUAGCCAAGCACGUCUUGGGGAAAAAAACCCCAUCUCUUAAGGGCGACGACGCGCCCUUACUCCAGGAACCUUCGCUUAGGGACCUGUGUGCCCGAGCGGAGCAGUCAUCGCGCAACACCCUCCCACUCCCGCCUUCCCGCCAGCCUGAGGAUUCUCUCGCUGCCAGGAUGAAAAGGAGGGAGAAAGAGAGAGCCGGACGGGAGAGCGGCGAGGGAGCGUUCUCACCGCGCAGGCGCGCGCCGUCCUCGCAAGUUCCCCCGGGCGGGCGGCAGGUGGCGCUACCGGGGAAGCCUUCCCGGGCGGCCAAUGGAUGAAAGGAGGGAGGCGGAGCUCCGGCGCGGAGGGAGAGCGAGCGAGAGAGAAAGCGAGCCAGUGAGCCGGAGCCACGGUCGGCUCAAGUUGGUUCGCGCGCCGCGACGGCGGCAGCAGCAGAGAGCGAGGAAGGGGCGAACGAGCGGCUGGGCUGAGAGAGAGAGCGAGCGAGCGGCGGUUGCGCUGGCUGGGCAGGUAGGAGUUGGAGCCGCUGCUGCUGCUCUCCAUUCCGACCCCUUGGAGCCCUUUUCGCUCCUUGCAGAGAAAGAAGGGGGGGGUCUUAUCUGUCAGUCAGUCAGUCACCCCCCUCCCAAUUUCUCCUCCCGAGGGUCCCUUCUGCGCCGGCUUUCCCCUUCUGCGCCCUCCCCACUGCAGCCCGGAGGCGGGACAGCGCUUCUCCCAGAGCCCCCCCUCGCCCACCCCACACUCGUCCACGCGCACCGUCGUCGCUCCGGCUCCGGUGUGGCUGCAGCGCCUCCUCUCCUCCUCUCGCUACUCAGGCUGCUGCUUCUAAACUGAUUUUCAACACCCCCCCCAAAAAAAAAAUUCUCUCCCCAUCGCUUUCUAGGCAGGAACUCCCGUCCCACCCCCGUUGCCACUUCUCAGGAUCCAUUGCUCUCCAAAUCUCUCCUUCUCCGUUCCUCUUUAGGAGCCUUUCCUACAGGUUGUAGGGCGGGGAGAGAGAGGGGGGCGGCGGCUACGGCGGCGUUUCUCUGUCGCCUAGCCCCACCAGUUGAAGCCCUUUGCCUGCCCCAUGCUGCCCUAACCUUUCCUUAACGCUGCGUGGCGAGAUUCGCAUGCCUGUCCAAAGUCUCUGCUUUUCCCCCUCCUCUUCCCCUUCCUCCUCCUCUCCAGUUUUAAACUCUCCCGCAGCCUCCCCGUUGAUACUUUAGGUCCUCUUUUUCUCCAACGUGUCCUUUAAAGAUGCUCGCUAUGAAUUGGCUCGGGGGGUGUGUGUGCUUUCGUUUUCAGUUCAUUGUUCGCUUUCCACUAGUGGGGCGAUUGUGUUUGGUUUCUUGGCACGGCAUCAGUUUGCAGAAGGUGGACUUCAAACCCGGGGGACUAGUAUUUGGCAAGCCUCCUUCGCAUCCUUUUUAUCUUUCUCUCACACACCUUCCGUAGCUCAGCUGAGCUCUGCAGCGCUUUUGUCCCCUUUUUAAAAAACCAUCCCGGACGAUUUUCUUUCUACACCUGGGUUUUGCUCCCUGUUCUCCUGAGCCAGCAGUGUAGUUAGUGAGCAGUUCUUAGGACCAUCUGCUGCACAUCUUUUGCUGUGCAUAAAAAGAAGGGAGCGACUUCAUGUAGAGAGCUGAGUGAGGGUUGCUAUUGCCCAUACCCUUUUGUCAGUUUGAUAUGUAAUACGAUAAUUCAAGCAAGUGUAUUGUGGUAACUUUGUGAUUUAAUGUCUCUUUCCCUUCCCCGGGGAAACAGCAAAUACAGAACUCAGUUUUCCCUCUUCCUUUAUAAACAACAAAUACAUCUGAGCCUAACAUAAUUUUCCUUUGCCAGGGGGUGCUGUACCUAUCAAUUAAAGCUUCCACUAUUUCAUGUUUUAAUUGUCCCAAGAGUCACUUAUGCCAUGGCACAGCAGUAAAACUGCUAGCACAUCUGCAAAGCUAAGCACAGUCUGGUAUGGUUUCAAAUUGGAUGGGGGAUUGGACUAGAUGAUCCUGAGGGUCCCAACUCUACGAUUCUUUAAUUCUAUGAGUGCAUCAAGUUGACCUGCAAAAGCUUCUGCAAGUGUUAAUUUAAGUUCUUCCAUAGUUCAUUUGAAAUGAAGUUAUGCAGUACAGCUGUCUUGAUCUCUUUUAGGAAAAACCUAUACGGAGACUGCAUGUGCUUUUAUCUAGCCAGACACCUAUUUUAGUUUAAAACUUUGCUUCACCUUUGAAAAUACAUAUUUGUCUUCUGUGGAAGAAAUCGAUGGACUAAGUGGAUGUAGUAAUGAAGGACUUUUAAAAAAUGAAUUAGAUAUUCAUAAAGAAUAUUGUGUUGAUAGUAUGAGUAGAAUACAGUAUUUAAACUGUGCCAAGUGGUGCUUCUGAGAGCCAUUCUACACAUAGACACGGACUAUGGAGGUAGAAUUCUAGAAUGUACCACUUCAGACUACAGGGGUGUGUGUGCGCAUGCUAUUUUGAGUAUGCGCCAUAUAACAAGGUCCUUGAAUAUAGAAUGCUUACAACCAAGGAUUAAGGAGAAAUUAGAUUCAGUUUGCAUUUAAAGGCGGAACUACCAAAUUGCUCUUUCCGAAACAGUAUAUGAACCAAAACACAGUAAUCCUUUGAAAUGGAUACUUCUCCAAAUUUUGCAAUGCUGUUAAUUCUCCAGCUAAGCAGUUGUACAAAAGUGCACCUACUUGGAUAAAGUGUGUAUAAAAAGGCAUAUAAUUGUGAAAAUAACAUACAAAGUGGCAUUAUAUUGGGAGGUGGAAUGCUUUGCCAAAAUCUGUACACUUCAUGACAGUGAGUUUAGGAGAAUGUUACACUAAAAUGCUGACAAAUUUUCAUGAGGAUUUUUUUAAAUCUGCAAAUUGCUGCAGAAAUGUGUAGAACUGAAUUGAAGAUUGGAAAAAUGAAAUAACCGAGAAAGCUGAAACUGGGAGAUCUGUCUCUAGCUAUUACAUUGGGGAGAGGGAUAAACUUUCCCCAUUAUCUGUUGGAUUCCUAUGUUCAAAGAGUUCUUAAUUUGGGUUGCAUUCAACAGUACAGCAGAACAAAGUACUAGACUGGACUGUCCUACUUGAAAGUUCACUGUACUGUAAUACCUCUGCGAACGUCCGCCUCAUCUAGCGUCCAUUCCAGCGAACGUCCAUGGCAAACCCGGAAGUACUGGAACAGGUUACUUCCGUGUUUGCCACUUGCGCAUGCGCAGAAGCGCAAACCGCACCGUGCGCGCAGACUCAGCGCUUUGCCCUGUGUCCUUGUUGGCUAGCGGCCAGGGUUCCAGAAUGGAUCCUGGUCACAAAACAAGGUAUGACUGUAGAUACAAAUCUAAGAGGGUAGGAAAUGGUCUAGGUUUGAAUUUUCUGCCUGAUGUGCUAAUUUUGUUUGUGUGGAACUUGGUUUUUUUAUGUGGAAGUGCAUUAACCAUCUUGAUCAGCUUUUUAUGCUCUUGUUCACUUAGGCAUUUGGCUGUAAAUUGAUGCCGUACGUUAUGAUGAUACCCUAGCAUGUUCUGAUGGUUAUCUUUUAGUAGGGUGGGGUAGUAUUUGUCCUUCUUAGGUUAUUGCAGGUCGAACAUGUUCAGUCAGUGCCUUUAUAUCUUUUUGAUGUUGGCAGCAUCUGUCUGUCUUGGGAGACAGUGGAGGAGUGCACCUUGAGGAGUAAAGUCAAAUUAUUGGAGCGUUAUAGUGCCUGUCAUGGCUGUAGAGACCAAUAUGGGAGAGACAUGUUUUAUUUCAGGUGAGGCAGAUGAAGGUGUCCAGUUUUGCUGCUACAGCUGCACCAUGGCAUUUCUUCCCUCUCUGAUCUUUCUUUUUGAUUUAUACUAAAUAGUUUAUGUAUCCUCUAAUGUGAGGCACCUUGAGAUAUUUUAUGUAGUAGGUGAUGAACAAUUGCAAUUAAUACUACUACUUCUAAAAAUAGUAUCACCUAAUUUCCCAUCAUUCUGCUGCAUGUGUUGACGCAGACUCAAAAGCAGCUGUAACACUGAUGUCCUGUUUUGACAUUUAUGAAAGGAGGAUUAGAGCAGACAGAAUUUGUAGUGGGAGGAUGCGAGUAGGAUGUCAAGUAAAAUCUUGUUAAAUUUAAUCUUUCAAGCAGGUGGCUGAAACUACUAGCACAGAGCAUCAGAUCACAUGUGUAUCUUUUAUCUAAAUGGUUAAACGUGGUCUUUUAAUUAUAUUGGGUAUAUUGUGAUACUAAUUUUGAUUGUUUAAUGCAGAUCAUUAUACUGGGAUGAUUCUUUGAGAAUUACUAGGCUAACUGGGUUGUCUAAGUGGAUUUUGUUUCUGCUAUGCUGAAAAAAAAUAAUUGCACUGGAGGAAGAGCAAGUAAGAUACUUCAACUGCAGUCAUAAGCAUAGUUAAUAGGGUGUCCCCUUGAACUUCAUAUGUGUACCUCUGUGUAAACAUAGGAUGGGAUUGCAGGGCGCUUGUUAGAAUAGCUGUUUAACUUUAGUGUUUUUCUAUUCUGCACAGUCUGAAAAAAAUUAUCUAAGAUAUUUUUUGCCUCUCAUUAAAUCUAAGUGUGUGUUAGUGUCAACAGUUGCACCAUAUAAUCAUUUUGUUCUAAAACAUAUUAUUUUUUACAGAUUUUAUAUCUAUUCUCUGUGUGAUUAAAAUUCUUUUAAAAAAAUGAUUUAGUUUAAAGUUGUUUAAUACACUUAAGUGUAAAUGUGGUACCACAAUGUGGGGACUAACCUUGGGGAAGCAUUCCGUAAGUUGGGGGCCACCACUGAAAAAGCCGCCUCUCUUAAGAGGUGAUCUUACUAUCCUUGCAUGUGGCAUAUAGAGCCAAACAGAAACAUCUCUUAUAACUAAACUUACACUGUAUCAGAUCCUUCCAGUACCCAGAGUGGUUCAAACUGCCUAUAUUCAUUAAUUACAACUCAGCUAAGAAAAAAUGCCAUUCCCAUGAGAUUUGAUAGAUCUUUGUAUCCCUUUAGAUCCACUCAUUGUAGUUGGAUGCAUGCUUGUAGCUGAUUUCUCAUACUCUUAUUUCAGAUGAGAUCCUCCAAAUCUAAUUACUUGUAGCAGAAGUUGGGGGAAGCUAGUAAGUAAGGCAAGCAUGUAUGAAGAGUCUAGCUCUGCAAUCCUGAGGGUAGGAAGAUUUAAUUUCUUGUCAAUAGCAAGUGACCUCACUAUACUAUUUAUUUGGCAAAUUUUAUGCAAACCUACAUUGUCUGUUGUGAUUUUUUUAGUGUGCAGUGGCUGAAAACGGAAAAAAAAAUCAGUGUUUAUUUUUUAUGAUAGUUUUGUAUGGUGCUGGGUUCUACACUUAAGUUUACAUGGAUGAGUGCCAAAGCACCAGCAAAUGAGGACUAGGCAAUAAUUUCAGCUUCUGGACAGCUUUCAAACAUAUCCGUGUGUUACAGUUGUCUAGCAGGAUCUGCAGUAGUCAUGGUUGCUGGAGCAAGUUUCAGCUAAAAGGCACUGUGUGCUUUAAUCAUCUUAAAGUUAGAGUUUAGCCCAGGGUUUCCCAGAUUUCUGAGACAUUGAGUCCCUGAUGAGCUUAUAAAGUCACUGUUGGCUCCAACUCCAGUUCUUAGGAAUGUAAAUGAAAUAAAGUAAAGAAAUAGUGAUGCAUAACCAAUAUUUAUUAAUCUGAAUUGAUGGAAAAAAGGAAGCAAAAAAGAGGACGAAUAUUAAUAAUGGGCUUUAACAAACAUAUGAGCAUUGGGCUGCAGGUUUGUGAGGUGCACUCAGUACAUGCUCAUGCCUUUUAUAUUUGAGAUCAUAGGUAUUUUUAUUUUUUUUUGCACUGUAGCUCGUGAACAUCUUUUUCCCUUGGGCUGUUUCUGACCCCUUUUUGCUCCCUGCACAGUCUCAGUGACCUUGGGGGGUAAUAGUGACAGCUUCCAGCCUAAAUAUUACUGAAGUGUGUAGUGUAGUGUAGUCUGUUUCAUCAGGAAGGGAGCAAUGUAACUCCCACCAUUAGUCCAUUCAUCACCUUGACUAGAAAGGUAAACUACCAUAUUUUUCGCUCUAUAACACGCACCCGACCAUAACACGCAUGUAGUUUUUAGAGGAGGAAAAUCCGUAGGCAUGCCACCCGUAGGCAUUCCCUCCAUAACACGCACAGACAUUUCCCCUUACUUUUUAGGAGGAAAAAAGUGAGUGUUAUGGUGCAAAAAAUACGGUAGAUGGUAGCAAGUAUAUGAGUCUAGGAGGCUAAACAAAGCAGGGGUUUCAUAAUAUGCUCCUUUAGGAAGGCAGAAAUUGCCAAAUUCUUAACAGGAGGCAUUGACUAAAUCAACUUCUUUACCAUAGUGACAUCAUCUAGAAAAAGCAAGAGCCAAACACAGAUGUCGUUGACUGUACAUGGUAAGAAAAAAGUUUCAGCUUAUAUAGUUAAAAUCAGGAAGGUCCUGGAAUCUCUGACGUAGAAUCUGUAGUCAGAGUUAGUCAGAGUAAGGUUACCGUGAGAAAUUUAUUUGAAGUGCUGACCUUGAAUUUUUCCAGUGGGUCAUCAUUACCCACUUCAAGGUUGUUGUUUUUACUGUGUGUGUGUGUGUGUGUGUGUGUGUACAGUGGUAUCUCGGGUUACAUAUGUGUCAGGGAACUGCCAUCGGAGCCAGGGGGAGAGGGAGGGCUCCAGAGGGAUUCCGGAGAGCGUCCCGGGAGGGAGAGAAGCAGCACAUCUUCUGGGGAAGGAAAUCAGCGUAGCACCAGUGGAGAAGGGGGGCAGAUGGGGGAAUCAGCGAGGUGGCUCCAUGACUCUUCGCCGGGGACCAGUGGGGAGAGCACGGGUCCUCCGCUGCCCACACCCUCCCUGCGCAGAAGGCUUCCGUGCAGGGAGACUAGGCGGAGACUAGGCGUCAAAGAACUUUUGUGCUGGAAGAAGUUCAAGAAACGCCCACUGACGGAUUCUGCCAGCGAUUGAGACAACCACGGGCGAGUGGCUGUCCGGACAGAAAAGGUUCACUCAGGCAACCCAGCCAGGUGGGGCGCCGAUUUACGCACGAGCAACCCAUUAGCUAAAGUGGUGCUUCAAGUUAAGAACAGUUUCAGGUUAAGAACGGACCUCCGGAACGAAUUAAGUACUUAAUCCGAGGUACCACUGUACAGACACAUACAGAGACGCAGAUAUAUAUGAAAUAAAUAAGUCAUAGGUUAUUUUUUUUCAUGGUUCUGUCCAGUAUGUUAAAGGCCAUUUAAUCCAUAUGGGAAAGCGUCAAUUGACUGUACUACAUGUAUGGGUUGGUGAUAGCAUUAUGGUUUAUUCUGUCAUAGAGUAGGCUCAGUUGAAUUUAUUCCAAGUUACCUGUUGCUGUUACUCAGGUAAUCAAUUAUUCAGGUAAUCAGUUGCCUACCCAGUUCUUGGAACACAGUCCUCAAGUACCAAAGAGUUUAAUGUACACUGAUCCAUUGAGGAAUGCAUGCCAGAGGAUUAUAUUGGCUGCCUAAAUGAGAUCUGUACUUCAGAUAGUACUAGAGUUGCAGUAGGAUAGGAGGUGCAGUAUAUUUAUAGUCCCUAUUCAAGUUACUUCUUGAAACUCAUUAGGCUUUGGAACAGUCUUAAUAGACCCACCACAUCUACAUUAGAACGAACUGACAGUGUCAGCAGUCACCCGUUAAUGUCCUGUACAUAACAGUAGCUACUAUUUUCCCUCACCCAGUUCAAAAUAUUGUACCAAAUCUAGUUAUGAGUUGAUUGGUUGAUAUCUUAGCAGAACCUCAUUCUGUUAUUGAGUGUAAAGCCAGGCCAUCUGUUUCAUGGCAUACUUGAUGAUGAAGACUGAAUUCUUGUGCGUCACCAAAAUGCUACUGCCACUGAUCCCAGCCUGAUGCUGAACAGUGAACCCAGCACAUUCCCAGACCUCUUGGCUGGCUCAGCAUUUUCAUCUGGGAACAAGUCCUAAAUGACCAAACUGUAACUACUGAGUUGGCUUUAUAAGGUACCUACCACAAAGUUAGCAGGCACCUAACUCUGUGUGCAGGAUUCAGGAAGAGCUGAUAGGUUUUAAUGUUCUAUUCCCUCUUUCUCCCAGAUGACAGCCCUCACUUUUCAAUGUCACAUACCCUUAUUGUUGAGAACUUAGUUUUCAUGGGCCUCUCCAUCCCAUUAUGAGACAUUUAUAUGUAAAAUUUAUACUUUCUCAUCCCAAAAGUGCCCAGUGUGACUGACAAUAUAAGAUGAAAUGAAACCAUAUCCCAUAUGCAAUAAUUAAUAUGACAGUUAGAAAAAUACAGUGGCUAACUGUACCUGCCCCUUUCCAAGUUCCUUUACAAAUAAAAAUGUAUUCAAUUUUUUAUUUGAACAGAGCUAGGGUAGAGAAUUGUCUGGCCUCUCCUGGGAAUUCCAGAGACACCAGAGAAAGCCUUUGUGUUCACAUCCUCCUAGACAUCCAUGGUAUUAAUUUAAGAAGGGCCUUUGCUUUUGUUGGUGGACAUAUGGAGAAGCCAUGUCUUCAAGCACUUGAGUUCCAGGGAAUUUAGGGAUUUGUAGUAUCAGUGUCUUGAAGAUAUGGGCAAUUUUCAGUCAAAUUGAAAGAUAAAAUGGAAGAGAUAAAAAGGAAAGGAGUCAUAUGCUCAAUUUCAAUAACCACCUCUUUAUUGCACUAAAAAUAUCCCCUCUUAACAGAGAAAUGUCUAUAUUUACUGGCCAUUACUAUAACAAAGGUUCAAAACCAUCUUAGCCCAUUGUAGGGAACGUAACAAGGAAUAGUAGAUCAGUAACUAAUAUUUUCCUCUCAUAGGUUGACGCAAUAAAACAGCAUCUUUUGACAUUAUCUUUUGGGCAGCGACCCAGCAGUGAGCUGCCCUCCCUCCACCUGCCAGUAAAUAAAUAAUCAUUCCCAAGUACUUAGAAGUCAUUGUGGGAGGAUAUCCACCCAGUAAGAAGGCUUUGGUUCACUAUAGAGUUGCAUGGUACUCAGCAUGAGGUUCAGUUGUAAAACGGUUGCUGUUGAGCUAGUAUACCUGCUUUAUUUGGGAAAUGCCGUACUUUUCUAUGUAUAAGACUAAGAUUUUUUCUUUAAAAGUUAUGUUAAAAAGACAGGAGUGCCUGGCGUGCUCUGGUCCAUGGGGUCACGAAGAGUCGGACACGACUAAACAACAAGAAAUGUUAAAAAUUGGGGGUCAUCUUAUACACAGAUAGUGUAUCCCCCCAUUUUCUUAAUUUGGAGUCCCCCCAAAAUGGUGCGUGUUAUAUAUGGAGGCGUGUUAUACAUGAAAAAAUACGGUAUAUGAAUUUUGAAGUGGAAAACAAAUUGAUAAUUCAAAUCAACCCACACUGUUAAUAAUCCAGUGAAUUUGUAUUUGAUGCAGUUGAGAGAGGCAGCUGAGGAAGUCUGAUCCCUCGGCAAUCUUCGCGGAGCUCUGGCCCAAUGGUUGCCAGUGGCUUGAAUUAAUUAAUUUUAUAAUGAAUUAUUUUAGAGUGUUGUUUGUGCUGUACUUUUGUACUGUUUUAUUGUUGUUAGCCGCCCUGAGCCCGGCUUCGGCUGGGGAGGGCGGGAUAUAAAUAAAAUUUAUUAUUAUUAUUAUUACUAUGAUCAGUUGAUAUGAAGGCAGAUGUAAAUGAAUAGUAGAUAUUGGUCUUGUUAAUUUAUGCUUGUCUAGAAAAUUAAACAAUGCAGGAUUUUGUUAUAAUCUUUCGAUAACUUAGAUCACUCACCCAUAGUGCUGUGCUUUGUGUCUUUCUGGUUGACAUUUUCGUCUGUCACCUGUGGAGACUGUUGACCUUUGGUCUCUGUUAAUGAUUGUAUAAUAAUGACAAACUAGUCAAAUAUGGCAUCACUUUCAAGUUUUUAGGGCUGCCACUGACUCGCUUCUUCCUCUCCCCACCCCGCCCACAUCAUCAACCGCUAUUUUUGUAGUUGAGUUAUGUUUUUUGUCUUUGUAAAAUGCUUGCCUCAACUUGAAUUUCUGUUUAGUCGUUCAGAUAGUUUCCAUGCAGCUUUCAGGUUUAAGAUAACUUUUCACAAAGAAAAAUGUAAACAGAACAUUUAUGUUUUAAGUGGAAAAGUUUAAAGGGUCUUUGUGUGUAGAAAUGUUUAGCUACAGUGAUUAUUCCCAAGGAAUUUGCUACAUAGGGAGUAGCUUCAGUCCAUUUUGCAAAUGCUGCUUUCUGUACUGCCACAGUCUUAUCCUUGCAUCUUAGAGGAGCAGAUCAAAAAGUUUUUAAUUUAGGCAUAGUUAAUUGUUUAUUUUAGACUGCCUCAGUGGGAGAGAGGAGGAGUGGGGCUCGUUGAGCAUGCGGUAUAUCUUGCCCCUGAACUUCUUCCACUCCAGCUGCCAUUUGAACUUGAAGAAUUGGUGCCUGAGUUUGCUUUUUCUCUAUUGACUCCCUGUCUCUUUUCUCUUCUUGAACUGUCUCUUAGAUUAUAGUCCUGUGGGUAGAGACUGUCUUACUUUAAUUGAUUGUAUUUAAGCUGCUCUGGAAGGGGUUUUGGCUGAAGGGCAACGUACAAAUGCUAUAAAUAAACAGUUGCUUCCCAAGGAAACUUCAUUUAGAAGUAUCAAGAAAAGUUACUAUUUGAAUACAGUAUAUCAGUGGCUAAAGAAAUCUCCACAGGACGACAAUUUACCACUGGCAAAUUUAUCAAACAGAGAGAACAGUUCUUCUGAAUAAGGAGUUAGUCCACAAAAGUCAUUUUUUUUGGUGACAUUUAUGUGCUUAAGCAUGCUUUUGUUUUUAAAACACCUAAUGUAAGCAUUAGCUUUUAUAUUUAUAGCAAAUAUUUUUAAACAUGAAAGGGCCCAAGUGCAGUACAGUCAUACCUUGGAAGUUGAACAGAAUCUGUUCCAGAUGUCCGUUCGACUUCCAAAAUGUUCGAAAACCAAAGCGUGGCUUCUGAUUGGCUGCAGGAAUUGGAAUCUGCGGAAGCCCCGUCGGACGUUCGGCUUCCAAAAAUAGUUCGCAAACUGGAACAGUCACUUCCAGUUUUGCUACGUUUGGGAGCCAAAACGUUCGAGAACUAAGCUGUUCGAAAACCAAGUUAUGACUGUAUACUGAAGCGGGGUUAUGGGUGGAAAGUCCUCUGAUUAUUACAGCAAGUUAUCGCCAUGUAAUAUGCAUUGCAUAUUACAGUGUCUUGUAAGUAUUUAUAGAAUCUCUUCUAGCCAUUUAUUUAGCCUGACCAAGAACUAUAGUUUGCACUAAGUAACUUUUUCAUAAAAAGAUUUCCAAAGAUUACUGAAAGCCUUGUAACUUGAUUAUAAUGAUAUACUUGGGUUUUCUUCUUCUUCUUUGGUGAUUACUUGUAGCUGAGUAAGAUUGUCUUCCAUAAACACGAUUUUAACAAUAAGUCCGUAAGUGACUGUGGAGGCCAGUUCUGGAUCCACACGUCCUUCCACAGUAGGGACAUUGGUUUCCGGGUAGGAGUUGAUCACAGUGUGGAUUUGCCAAGCGUGCCUUCCUCCUAGCACGUUUCUCCCUUGCGUUCUGAGUUCGAGUGUCUUCAGAGUCCAUGACACCUCUGGUAAAGGCUGUUCUCCAACUGGAACGCUCGCAGGCAAGUGUUUCCCAAUUGUUGGUGUUUAUACUACAUUUUUUAAAAAAUUGCCUUUAAACCUCUUUUGUUGACCACCAGCUCGUAUUGGCCUGAAUAUAAGCCUCACUUUCCCCCCAAAUUCUGACUGUGAAAAAUUAAAGUGCAGCUUAUAUUCAUGACCUUACGGUAUGCAGCCAGGAACGUGGGACAAACAGCACCAGGAGUGCGGUGAAGCAACGCCUGCCAUGUGCGUAGCUCCCCGUCCUUUCUCCCAAGGCUGGGAAGGGAGAGAGUGAGGAAGGAAGGGGAAAGGCCGCUGGCAGCGCUGCGCGGCUCCCCCCUCCCUAGUAUGCAGCUAGGAGCAGCAAGGAAUGGAGCGGCUUAUAUUCAAUUAUUUUUUUCUCUCCCCCCCCAUUUUAAAGGUGCAGCUUAUAUUCGGGUGCGGCUUAUAUUUGGGCCAAUACGGUAUAUAAAAUUGUAGUAUGGAAAUAUGUCCAUGCAGUGGUAUCUUCUCCAUACAUAGGCCCUAAGAUUGUCAUCCUGACUUAAAUCUGAAAGCAUGGAAAGUCUGACUUGCUGAUUUAAUUGAAGAGACCUCCUACAAUAGCUAUACAAGUGCCUUUCUUCUGCAAUGAUUUAGUUUCUUGGUCCUUGUUGCUAUAACCUAAAAAUGUACAAAAUCAUUUGAAGCUUUUAAAAGGAUACUUGUUUGGACAGGUUAUUAAUGGGCUUUGCAUAAAAGUAGCACUCCCAGUGCAGUUGUUAAGUUGUGCCAGUGAACAGACACUGUCAGAUAUUACUCCGUAUCCUCAGUGAUACUUAAUUCUUUCCCCUCAUAGAUAAAAGUAAAAGAGAAGGUUUAUUUUUUCCAAAUGCAAUGGAGAAUUGGCAAGCUAGAUUUUUUUUUAAUAAAAAGCAUGUCUUCUACAUUCAAAUUUCCUAAGAAAUAUGCAGCUUAAUCUUAACAUGAGUAUGAUGAACAUAAAAAAGGACAUUUUAAUCGGACACAUGGUGUGGACUCACUUUGACUGACUAAAGUGUUAGCCCUUAGUUCACUGCUAUUUCUGUGGAAUGAGGAAUUUCAUAUCAGCAAGCAUAAUCUCUGAGAAUAACUUGUACUGUUUCGUUUUACAAGAUUUCUGUUUGUCUUGUAUGGAUUUUGCCUUGGACCUUCUCAAGAACCAUAGAAGAGAGUAAGCAGUAGCGACUUAAGCUGCUUCUGUUCAGGCUUAUGGGUAUCAUUUGAAGCAGGAAAUUGCACCUGUCCAAUUUAGUGACAGAAUAUUCACCACCCUUGAGCAAGAUAUGGAUGGUUCGGAAGAUAAAAAACACAUUAUGUGCUCUCACUGGGACAUGAAGUUGCUUAUAAAAGGAAUUUUAAAGUAAAGGGUUUUUGAUGUAGCAGCAAGCACAAUACUGCAUGGGUGAUGCAGUUCGUACUAUCUCUAAUUUUACAAGACUUACCAAUUAACACCCCAAAGUUACUAGGCAUGUAUGAUACCCGUAUGAAGCGAGUGAAUAGUUUUACCACAGGGUUGCUGCAUUGACUUCUUGGGAGGGUCUGGCCAUGUUUUCCACUUUCUGCAAUUUGUCAGACUGCAUGAAUCAUAGAAUCAUAGAAUCAUAGAGUUGGAAGAGACCACAAGGGCCAUCGAGUCCAACCCCCUGCUAAGCAGGAAACACCAUCAGAGCACUCCUGACAUAUGGUUGUCAAGCCUCUGCUUAAAGACCUCCAAAGAAGGAGACUCCACCACACUCCUUGGCAGCAAAUUCCACUGUCGAACAGCUCUCACUGUCAGGAAGUUCUUCCUAAUGUUUAGGUGGAAUCUUCUUUCUUGUAGUUUGGAUCCAUUGCUCCGUGUCCGCUUCUCUGGAGCAGCAGAAAACAACCUUUCUCCCUCCUCUAUGUGACAUCCUUUAUAUAUUUGAACAUGGCUAUCAUAUCACCCCUUAACCUCUCCUCUUCUCCAGGCUAAACAUGCCCAGCUCCCUUAGCCGUUCCUCAUAAGGCAUCGUUUCCAGGCCUUUGACCAUUUUGGUUGCCCUCCUCUGGACAUGUUCCAGUUUGUCAGUGUCCUUCUUGAACUGUGGUGCCCAGAACUGGACACAGUACUCCAGGUGAGGUCUGACCAGAGCAGAAUACAGUGGCACUAUUACUUCCUUGAUCUAGAUGCUAUACUCCUAUUGAUGCAGCCCAGAAUUGCAUUGGGUUUUUAGCUGCCACGUCACACUGUUGGCUCAUGUCAAGUUUGUGGUCAACCAAGACUCCUAGAUCCUUUUCACAUGUACUGCUCUCAAGCCAGGUGUCACCCAUCUUGUAUUUGUGCCUCUCAUUUUUUUGCCCAAGUGCAAUACUUUACAUUUCUCCCUGUUAAAAUUCAUCUUGUUUGUUUUGGCCCAGUUCUCUAAUCUGUCAAGGUCGUUUUGAAGUGUGAUCCUUUCCUCUGGGGUGUUAGCCACCCCUCAAAGUUGAAAAGAUGACCAGCUUUCCAUGGUAAUUCCUCUGUGCCUGUGAUGAUAACACACACACACACACACACACACACACACACACAAACACACUCUUACUUUUUUACAUUCCAUUGGUUUCAAUUUGAAUUCUAACCCACAUAUAAACAUUCUAAACAAAUAAGGUAUCUGUUUGUUCUGAGAAAAAGUUCAUGUGUGUGUGAGAGAGCGCGCGCGCACUGAAAAGAAGCAGUUUUGAGUUUUUUGAACAGUGUCAGAGACAUGCGAAGAGAAACACGUUAAAGGGUUUCUAUUCUUCCUAUUGCAAUGCGUGUUGAAACUGAAUUUGUAAAUGACCGUUUGUUAUAGUGAUAUUGUAAAUCACCAGGGGUGUCUCCCUUUCAACAGACUCUGAAUUUUCCAUGAUGUGGGCAAAGAGACCAAGGAACAAAACAACCACCCUUCUUUGUUUCUAGUUCCGUGUCACAACUUUCCUGGGGGAUAAGACUGAUAGCCAGUCUAUUAUUAUUACUUGUUUCAUUAUCCAGUUUAAAAGUAUGGAGUUACAGUUGAGGACUGUGGUUUGGUUUUGGUUCUGUUUUUUGUUCAAUGCUUUCCAAGCCCCAAGUUAGAUGAAAGAUUCCUGCAUUGCAGGGAGUUAGACAAGAUGAUCCUCUUGGUCCCUUUCAACUCUAUGAUACUAUGAAUUCUAAUAAGAGAUGCUAAGUGGGACAUACUCUAGUACACUCUAAUAAUUAUUUUCAAUAUUUCAGCAUUGACUUGCACCAGCACUUUUCAUUGACUACAUAACUAUCAUAGAAGUAAACAUGAAUAAUUUUUGUUCAUGUGUAGUCUUCCAGUAGGACUACAAUAAGUAAAUACAUUUAGAAUUUAUGUAGUAAUAAAUCAGAACAAAUAAACAGCAAUGCUUUGAUUUGAACCACUUACCGUAUUUUUCGCUCUAUAAGACGCACCAGACCAUAAGACGCACCUAGUUUUUGGAGGAGGAAAACAAGAAAAAAAUAUUCUGAAUCCCAGAAGCCAGAACAGCAAGAGGGAUCACUGCGCAGCGAAAGCAGCGAUCCCUCUUGCUGUUCUGGCUCCUGGGAUAGUUGCGCAGCCUGCAUUCGCUCCAUAAGACGCACACACAUUUCCCCUUACUUUUUAGGAGGGAAAAAGUGAGUCUUAUAGAGCAAAAAAUACGGUACUUCACCAAACCUUUAUUAGGCAUUGCAAAUAUAGGCCAUCAUAAAACAUCAAUAUAUAAAAUUUUAAAAUAUGUACAAAUAAACAGCCAUGUCAGAACGAGGAUUUUCAUUGGAGUUUCUUCCCGCUAAAUAGUGGAAUUCACCACUCUGAGAGACUCAGUUGAUAAAAGCUCAGCCACCCUUGCAGUUACUUUGGCAUUGAGUUUGCUUUGGCAGAUGUUAAAGGAAUAUAAAUUCUGUAUUAAGAUCAGCAAGCGUUGAUUGAUUCCUAACUCUACAAGUACGAACUGAAACAAAGGACAGUGAUCAGCCCUUCCCUCUCGGGGCAGGAAACUGCGAACUCCCCUUUUUCCUCUGGAAAGUACUCAUGGGGAGGGGGAAAGGAGGAACCGGCCAGGUGACAAGACACUCAGGUUACCACCACAACACCUCCCCCAACCCCUCCUUUUUGUGAUGUAUCAAUGAUGUAGUCAUGCUGUAGUUGUGAUGUAGUCUUAGGGGUGUAGCAUGAGGGAUUAGUAGCUAAUAAAAGUUGGGGUCUCCUUUUGUUCAGGGCUUCCAUCUUGCUUCAUCUUGCAGUGGGUGGGAGUCCUGUCGCGGCAGUCUUCAAUAAUGACCAAGCCUAUUGGCUGCUGUUUUGCUCCAAUUGUCCUGGUUGGUGUCUUUACUUUUUGUCGGAUUUCUCCGUUAACAGUAGAAAAAUUGGGUUAGAUGUUGUGGCCACGACAGCAUGUAGGCUCAGCCCCAAGAUUGAGAUUGUAAGAUGAAGAUGUUCCUCUGAGGUGCUACAGAUAUUGACGUACGCAAUAUUUAGAAUCUUGGGAUAAAGAAACAAUGGUUUCUUUCUCCAUUAUUUUUUUAAAAGAAAAUGAAGUCUGGCUUGUAAUCCAGGUGUGACCAAUACCUCAAACAAAACACACAGGCAGAGAGCAGAAGUAAACAGAAAUGGGGUAUUCUGUUAUCAUUGCAAAGCCAGGAGUUAAACCAGUUAAGUAGUAAUUGCUGCUUUAUCUCAGAAUCCUAGGUGUGCAGCCAGAUAUUGAAGCCCCUCCUUUCACGUUCCAUUUUGGAAGUGAGUGUACAAGCUGACCUCAUGGAUGCAACACCCUACUUUUUUCUUUGUUUUCCCUCACCCCAGUAUUCCCUGCUUUGUGUAAUAUUUUGCCUGCUGAAGAAUUCUGGAGAACAUAAAAGCUUACCACGUUUUUGUGUCAUUUUGGUUGGUCCUAAUAAAGAUACUGCUUGACUGUGGACUUUUGGAGUGUUUUCUUAUGGACCAGCAUAGCUAACUUAGUUUAUACUUAUACAGUGGUACCUCAGGUUACAUACGCUUCAGGUUACAUAUGCUUCAGGUUACAGACUCCGCUAACCCAGAAAUAGUGCUUCAGGUUAAGAACUUUGCUUCAGGAUGAGAACAGAAAUUGUGCUCCGGUGGCGCAGCGAUGGCAUGAGGCCCCAUUAGCUAAAGUGGUGCUUCAGGUUAAGAACAGUUUCAGGUUAAGAACAGACCUCCGGAACGAAUUAAGUACUUAACCCGAGGUACCACUGUACUAGCAUAAAACGUAUACACACUUUCUCACACAUUAAGACCAAACUCAGAAACGCUGAUAGCUGUUUGACUGAUAUUUCCCUUCCAAUUAUGCAGUAUUUUACUAUUCCCAUUAAACUGUGGCAAAGCAAUUGAUUGGUAGCAAAAUAUCUCAUGCAGUAGCUGGAGGAAUGGAUAUAAUGGGAAUGUCAUCCCUUGCUAUACAGAUUGGUCUAGGAAAUGCUUUCAGGAGUUUCCUUGACAACUGAUUUCUAGUGCAAGAACAAUUUUGUAUUAUUACCUUGAAUAAAAGCUGUAGCUUUUAUCAACCUGUGCGUGCCUCUUUUUGUAGUUGCUGGUACAGUGUCCAAAGAAUAGCACAGCGGAAAGCAAAGACUGAAACUGGUAGCAGGAGGAAAUAAUGUAAUGACAGGACAGAUUUCCCAGACAUGCAGAUUAUGUGAUCAAGUCAUCUAGGCUUGCCACACAUCGCUUCUUCAUUGUGCAUGGAACAUGUAUUUUAAAAAGUGUGUGUGUGUGGUUUAUUUGUUUUUAAAGCCUGAAUAAACUCCUUUACCUCAUCAUUUUCUCUGCCUCUAUAAUUUCCUGUGCUCCUAAAUAGUACCUUGCUAUCUAAUUGCAUAUGUUAAGUUAUUCCCAAAGGCCAUUAAUUAGCUGAUGGCCUACGUUGGAGAGUGCCUUUUGGCCCCUUGGCAUUUAUGCUGUGAAGUGCCACAUGACACUAUUUAAUCCUCAGUGCAGUUGAAUAUCUAUAUGAAACUGUUGGGAGUGUGGAGUACGGUGCCAUACAUAUGCUGACAACACUCAACAAUAUUUCUCUGGAACAUGUAAAAUAGCAGAGAUUGUGUGGAUCCUAGAUUGGUUCCUGAAUGCAGUGGUGUGCUGGCUGAGGAAAAAUAAACUGACCUUGAAUCUUGACAAGACAGAGGUGCCGUGGAUGAGAAAUUGGCUAAUUACCUGCAGUCUGGAGAUGCUUCUGGAUCUAGCUUUGCCACCGGAGGCCCAUAUGGCCUUGGUGGCUAGCAGCACCUCUUGUUACCUUAAGGCAAUAUGAUGGCUAUUGCUGUUCUGCUCAGUCAUAUCUCCUGGCUGUCAGUGUAUCUCUGUGGAACUAACUUGCCUAGAGUGAGGAGAGAGUAGAUAGAAUAGCAUUAAGUUGCCGAACAUUCAGCUUGUACUACAGUUGUACCUUGGGUUACAUACGCUUCAGGUUACAUACGUUUCAGGUUACACACUCCGCUAACCCAGAAAUAGUGCUUCAGGUUAAGAACUUUGCUUCAGGAUGAGAACAGAAAUCGUGCUCCGGCGGUGCGGCGGCAGCAGGAGGCCCCAUUAGCUAAAGUGGUGCUUCAGGUUAAGAACAGUUUCAGGUUAAGAACGGACCUCCAGAACGAAUUAAGUACUUAACCUGAGGUACCACUGUAGUUCCACAUUAGGUGGUCCAACCUUUGCACAUCUUGUCACCACAGGGAUACUGAAGAACAAUCUUGCCUUGAGGAAAGGAGAAACAAUACUUAGAGAACUUGACUGAAGAGCAGUCAUAAUGCAAUGAACACAGAGACCUGAAUGCAGGCAACUGAGAGCAAAUAUCUAAGGGAGGUCUUAAGUCGCAUGCCAGUUUGGAGAAAAAUGGUUCUUUUUGCUUUGUCCUACUUACUAAUGCUCAAACUCAGGACGAAAGGGAGAAACGUGCUAAGAGGAAGGCACAUUUGGCAAACCCUCAUCGUGGUCAACUCCUGCCUGGAAACCUAGGUCCCCACUGUGGAAGGAGGGACUUGCGGAUCCAGAAUUGGCCUCCACAGUCACUUACGGACUCACUGUUAAGACCGUGUUCAUGGAAGACAAUCUUACUCAGCUAUGAGUGAUCACCAGAGAACUACUAUUAACACUCACCUGUUGUGACAUAACCAGGGAUGAGAGAAUUCCCACUAUUCCAUUCCUUAUUGUAGUUGUUAUUCUGUAUUAUGAAUCUGACUUGUCGUUUCCUUUCUGUUCUGCUAUUCUGUGUUGUAUCACACUCGUUAUAGAUUGUUAGGGUUUUUUUUUUAAAAAAAAUAUCAUGUAAAUUGUUUUGAGAUGCCUGGUUUGAAAAGAGGCAUACAAAUACUACAAAUAAUAAGGUGUUCCUGUUAGUAUAUAAAGCCCUCAGCAGCUCCAGGCCAGUUUACCUUUUCAUAUUCAUGCCCAUUUAUCCAGUUUGAUCUGCAGAACUUACACUUCUGCAAGUGCCAGAUAGUGUUCAUUCCACAUCUGCCAGUAAUUAAUAUUUUAGUCUGGCAGGACAUAUUCUCUGGAACACCCUGCCUAUUAUAAUCAGGCUGGCAUCCUCACUAUACUUGUUUAAUGUCUUCUAAAACUACCCAGACAUAGGAUUUUAUUAGGUAUACUUGUUUUUAAAAUUUUGUUUUUAAUUGGUACUUUCCCAUAAACAUUUUACAAUAUUUUAUGUAAACAACUUGCAUUUUGUUCCCUUUAUUGGCAUGCCUGUUCAAAACAGUGCUCAACAUGUUUUGUGUGUGUGUGUGUAAAAUUCUGUCUAGGUUGUGCUUUUAAGAUGUGUGUGAUAAGACAGAAAAAGCAAGAGAUUAAGAAUAACAUGACACCACAAGUUCGUAAUAUUCUUUGAGCUACCCUGGAGUGGAACUGCAGGGAAGCCAAAGCAUGUUAACACUAUGAAAUAAAGGAUCUCAGUCUCUUUGCCUGAGAACGUGCAAGGAAUUUAACUCCAGUAGAUAUUGAACGCAGCAUAUAAUCCUUCUUAGUUCAUAAGAACAUGAUUACGUAGCAACUGUCUUGAUGGGUCAGUCCAAAGGUCUGGCUAGUCCACCGUCCUUUUCCCCACAGUGGCUGACUAUAUGCCUAUGAGAUUCCCACAAGUGGAACAUAUACACAAUGACUUUAGUGUGUGAUUUUCAGGGCAAAACUGUCCCCAAGUACUUUGCAUCAGAAUCAUAACAAACACUAUGUCCUAAGCCAUUAGAAUAUUUGCAAUUUCACCAAGAGCUUUUAGCUGGUACUUAGAAGUUUGUGAAAUAUUUUUGAUUUAAUAAAAAUGUUUUCCCCAUAACAGGAGAUAGUGGGAAUUUUUAAAAAGUGGUCUUUUACAAGGAGUGCAGAGAAAGGAUAUUUUCCUUAAAAUAAAGUUCCAUUUUUUUUAAUGACGCAGCUGUUAUUCUUAUCUUUGGGCCUUGUGCAGGUCAAGAACUUGUUGUUAUUCAAAGAAAUGCUGAGCACUUUGCUUUUAAACAGAGGAAAGCAAGGCAUAAUCUCUGUUCCAAAUCUCUCCAACACUUCCCCUGAACAGUUUGCUGCUCACUUCCAGCACUGCAAUUUGUAAUUGAAAAACAAGUGAAACACAUGAUUAAAGAGUUAAUACAAACAAAUUAUCAAUUGUCUUUUUCUUUCUUAUGUUUGCAUUCUAUCUUUUCCCAAUACUUAGGACUUAGGACUUUAUGAUUUUGCCAUAAGUGAAAUCUUAAUAAAUAAAUAAGUAAGUAUCUUUGCACUAACUCUGUAUGACAAGAGUGGUUAACAUUUUUUGGCCUGGGAGUCAAAAUCACCCUUGGCCAAUUUUCUGGGACCACAUACCAGUGGUGAGUGUGGCCAUCUCACAAGUUUACAUUACUGUCCUACCUUUUUUUCUUUUUUUCUUUUAGUUACUUUGUCUUGCCAUUAAAUCAUACAAGUAGCAUGAAAGUUACAGCUGGAAACCAGGAGUGACUAAAACAGCUAAACCUGUGUUUAAAUGCAACCUAGACUCAAGCUGGGAGCAUUGCAGUCAAAGAACAGUGCUACUCUUGGCUCUCUCCUUUUUUUCAUAAGGGUAGAAUAAUUCUUAGUUGUACAACGAAACAAUAGUAUAAUGGUCAAGUGACUUAUCUAGUGAAGUUGAAGGGAGAUAGCAGGAGAAUUGAAGGCUUUUUAGAAUAAUAAACAAUGAAACUUGGGGCCUUGGAUUCAAACCACCCAUCUUUUGCAUUUGCACAGCAUGUAUGUCAUCAGUUUCUACCCAUUCCUCCUCUGCCAUGUAUGCACAGUGAUUCCCACCCCCCACCCCUGAGUUCAGAAACAGCUUUUCAGGCAAUAUGAGAGGCUGCCUCAGGAAGGGUCAGUGAUAAUUAUACUGAUGUAGAGGGAAUGCUGGUCUUGGAGCUGGUGUGCAAGAACAUUGAAGAUUCAGAAUAUCAGAUGUGGGGAUGUAGGGUAAAAGGCCAUGUUGAGCAUAAUUCCAUGAUCAUAGGCAUGACUAACAAGUAUAUUUGGUGGCUGACAAAGGAAAUAGGGAGGGCUUGGAGAGGGGAAGAUUAGAAGCUCUGUAUUUGCAAGAAUCCAAUUACUAAAUAAUCCUUUCAAGCUAUUACAUAAUCCCCACUGCCUUUUCAUUUAAAAAAUGGCUGCUAAAGAAAAAUUGCAGUUUUUAUAUUCUUCUACCUCUCUCUAUCUAUAUAUGGAUUUGUUUUGGUUUGAAUAAUUAGGAACCCCCCCCAUUAGUGUAAAAUAUUGUGUAAUAGUGAGAGGCACAUAACUGAUGGCAUUUAUGAGAAUUAUUUCCCCAACUAAAUAGCUACAAUUAUGUCGUACUCCAAUAAUCUGUGAAGUUAUUCUAUGUAAACUUCAGUCGCGAUCUAUAGAUUUGCUUUUUCAAUGUUGAAGGUAAAAUAUUCAGAUGUGAUUACUGAUUAAGACUCAUCCUCUUGAAGAAUAUAAUAGCUGUUUCACACAUAAUGCUAAACGAAAUUAUUUCUUAGCAAGAAUGAGUAUGCAUACAGCCACUCAGUUGGAAAAUCAUGGCUGCUUUGUUCUUUUUGCUGCUCCUGGUGCUGCCAUGCUACCUAGAACUAAUGGCAUGGUUUGGUUUAGCGUUAGGUGUAUACCUGGGUUUGUGUUUGUCUUGCUCCUAACAAGCCACAAGCUGUAACCAAAGUUUGAUGUUUGUUUACUGCAUGCAAUUUGUUUGGGGAAGAAAAGCAUUGAGACUGGUUUAGCAAAUGCUGAACCUUAAUAAAACUUGGUGUGAGUGUGUAGCAGUGACCAUUGUAGUCCUUAAUCAGGUGAAGUUCAAUGUGUGGAGAUGGGGUUUCGAAUUUAUUCUUGCAAUCCAUUACUUGAAACACUUUGCUUUGACAUAUGUAAGGCUGGAAGAGGUUGAUUCUUAAUAAAAAAAUUCCAGUUGUCUAAAGCAGGGGCAGCCAACUGGCAGCCCACAGUCUACAUCCUGCUCCUGUGGCAAUUUGUCAGUCCCUGGCAAUGCUAGCUAAGUUGAAUCAAAGCAGUUAAAAAAUUAACCAUAGUUUCAGCCAUGAGGAUCAUAAGAAAGUUUUCAAGGUGUAAGAGAAAGAGAAUCCAUAGUUACAUUUUGCAUCUUGCUGGUGCGUAAAUGUGAAGAGUAUUUUGGGAUCCAGGCUACUAUCUGGUGAACGGCUGCAGUGAUACAGGGUUAGCCAUUCUGGUUUAAUCUUUUCAAAUUUAAUUUCCCCCUCCUUGGCCCCUUCUCUUAGUUCUGUGCUGGAGCAGUCCUUAAAAUGUUUUGCCCAAGCUCAAAUUAGCUGUCACACUGACAAGGUGUUGAAUUCAAAGGACUUACUGCAGCUUGGUUCUUGUAACCAAGCCUUUGGAAGCAAUAGAAAUUUACUGCACAGUCUAAUAAUGAGAUUUACUCAGGGUGGGAAGCAACUCAUUUGUGCAAAACAUUCUGGAUCAUUAAUAUAUGGAGACGAGGGCUGCUUUUAAUUGCCAUGACAGACUAUGAAGUACAGUCCUGCGAUUGUCAGAGAUUUCAUUUACAGAAGUCCAUGACUGGGCUAGUGAUGUCAUGUUGUAACUUACAAAACAAAACUGUAAAUAGAGCAAGAAUUGCUGGUGGGCAUCAAUGUAUUGUGGGCAGAGCACAGAGGGGUGUGUGUGUGUGGAAGUAUUCUCUCAGAAUAACACAACAGAACUUAGUGGUGAGCCUAGGGUAUGCGGUCUUUCCUGCUAUCUUUCCAUACAAUGUUAUACAAACGAAUAUCUGAAUAAGGCUAAAGAUUGCACCCCUUGGAAUGCAAACGCCUGGCUCUUCUGAACAAUAUCUUAAUAUUUUGCGCUGGAAAUGUUCUUCAGAUGUUAGAAAGAUUUUCUACAGUAAUUAGGGAAAAUCAUAAGAACACUUGAUCCUAAUACUCUGUGUGCUUGUUAACUCCAGCUUUGUGUCACAGAGAAACCUAGACUUUCUGGGUUGCACAUCAGAAUGUUACCUGCACCCCUCAAAAAUUGAUCUUGAGGCUUGGGGGACCCUUCAUAACAGAUUUGGGGCUAUGGCAGCAGAGGAAGGGGAAGUCCUAUUGCACAAGUGGAGCUCUGUUCAUGCAGCAUCAAAGUCUCAAUAGGAUAUUAGUUUCUUAAUCAGGAAUAUUGAUUUAGAAAAGAUCUACUAAAUCACUUAAUUAGUUAAUCAAAAAUUUCAGAGUGCAUGAAUUCACUUUGCAGAUAGGAAGGAAAAUCAGUGGCAGGUGGUAACUUUGUUAAAGGUUAAAGUUCUGGGUUAGCAGCAUUCAGGAAAGGGAUCAGCAGAUAAGCAGAAGACAUGAGAAUAGUCAAAGGUAGAGUGAAGAUAAUGCAAAUUAGCCACCCAGUAGAACUUGGAAAGACUAACAAUAUUAUUCAUUUUGAGUACAAAGAACAGGAACAAUGUUUUCUUGUGGGUGUCAAGCGCAAUGUCUGCUCAGUGUCACUCUCUUUCCAUCGCUGAGGCACACACAGAAGUGUUCACCACAGCAGCGAACAGAUCUUUGCAGGAAGGAUUUGGAAAUUCCUCCUUUUGUUCAGCCUCCCAAGGGACUCUUCUUUCCCCCUAUCUGCUCCUACUAGAGCUACAGGACAGACAGAACUUCCAGGUAGAAUGGGAAAGGCAAACUGCCAAGCAGAACUGAGCUGAGCUCAUGGCACAUACUCAUACUUUCACCUGUAUUAUUCUGUUUUAUGUCUAAGCAAGGAGUUAAGGGCCAGUUCUCAAUAUUUAUUUUUCAUAGCUGUUCAUAAUAGGUGAACAGAAGCCUAGAGGCCAUUAAGAAACAGUCAAAUUGUGCUUCAGUCAAAAAUUUGCGUGCUAUUUACAGGAACUUAACUGCUAUUUACACCAGUGGAAAAAGGUAACUCGGUAAAAGAAGUGUGAUAACAUUCCCCCAAAGAUAUAGUGCACGUCUUUCCUGAUUUUUAUGUGAAACUUAAAAAAGUGGAGAAUAAGAUCCUAGGUCCCCCCCGCCUCGCCCCACAAAACAGCUAUAUUUUAAAUUUAACUUCUGGAGUUGCUGAUAGUUUGAAAGGCCCAAUAACUUUUGAAGAACUCACAAAUAAUGAUUCCUUUUGCUCUAACUAAAUCACUGAGAGCCUCUAAUGGGACACUUCUUGAGGUUCCUCACACCCCUGAGGUUUGGUUGGCAAUGGAGACUUUCCCCCCCCAAUGCUGCUGUAACCUUCUUGGGGCAUAUCUAUGUGAGAAGGAGCAACUGCUGUCUCAGUAGAUUGGUCUGUUGGAAAGCUGGAGGAAAGCUGUUCUUUUGCCUUUCCUGUAACUUUACUACAUUGAGUUACCGUAUUUUUCUGUCUAUAAGACGCACCCUAUUUUGGGGGACUCGGAUUUAAGAAAAUGGGGGGAGAUGGCCCGUGUAUAAAACGCCCCCUCAUUUUUUACAUUAUUUUUAGGGGGGGAAACCUAGUCUUAUACAUGGAAAAAUAUGGUAUAUUGUAUAUCUUGUUCAAUGUUUGUAUCGUUUACUUUCUUCCUUACAGUGGUGAGUUUUUUCAUUUACUGUUUCUCUCUCUCUCUCACUUUCUCAUAUUGUGUCAGUUUGCAUCGUUUUGAUCUCUCACACCAGAUAAGUACAGUAAUUUCAUGGAGGCAGACUUUGAAGAGUGCUAUUGAUUAUUAUGGAGACAAGCCAUUUUAAUCAAUUCAUUUAAGCUGUCACAGUGAUUCAGUGUAAUAAUGUGUUUACUCUGGGCCAGACAGGAGGCUGCUGCUCUAAAGUAGCAGAACGAUGGGCUGCUUCUGACUCUCCCAUGGAAGUGACCAAAUACUCUUUUGUAUGGUGGCUGAAGCAAAAACUGCUAAACCUGCAGUUUGACCAAAUUCUCUAUACAAAUCUACGCUACAUAAUCUAGAAGGGCACCAUUAUGGAGUCCCUUGAUGUGAUUAAGUCAAAUCACAUGGUCAUACUGCAUUGCUGAGAAUAUUUUUGGUAGCCUCUAUAUACAGUGGUCUGUUAUAUGAGAUCCAGGGUGUAAACCCAAGACUGCUUCAUGUUUUUAUUAUAUGUGCCCAUUAAUUUAAACAAUCUGGUAGCUUGCUGUAGAAAGAACACUGCAGUGAGAUACCAAUGACUCACAAGCAAUGCUGAUGUGGUUUCUUUGGCUAGGCGGCUUCUGGCUGACAACAGUAUUCGUAGAAAGAAAAGGGAGUGCCAGAAAGAUUAGAACUCAAAGGGAGUGCCAGAAAGAUUAGAACUCAUAGCGGUAGUGUUCAUUGUCUCUCAGGGGCUUCACAUGCCUCCUCCUGCUCCAUAAAGGGAACCUUAAGCAUCUAGUGUACUUCUUAAAGAGCCCUGUGUGAUGCUGUCACUUUGUAGAACAGCUCAGGUUGGGUAGAUAAGUCUCCUCAGGUUUAUUGAUGGAAAAAUGCAGCCCAUGCAUAGUUCUGAGGCAAUGGGCUGCUUUUAUUUUUUUAAAAAAAUGAGGAAAAGAGAGUGUAUGGCCCAUGUCGGAGCCAGCCCACAGGCCCAGUUAUUAUUAUUGUUUCUUAAAUUUCUUUUUUUUUUUAAUGAUAUUUAUUGAAAUUUUUUUGAAUUACAGAGAAAAAACAAAACAGAAAAAGAAAAAACAAAAAACAAAGAAAAAGCAAACCACAUCCAACAACACAAAUUCAAAAAAACAAAAAUACACCUCAAACAGACAAAAACAAAUCCAUCAUUCUCAAAUCCUCAACUCUCAUUACCUUCUUUCUUUGACCUCCUCCUCCGCCCUUUUUUUUGUAUCCUAGUUAAUAAUUAUCGCAGCAAAUCCUUUCCAUAUUUCAUAAUAUUCUGUCUUUACAUUACCUUAAUCUAUUUUCAUCUUAUCUUAUAAAAAACCUUAAAACUUAAACUUAAAUCUUAUUUUUACCGACUUCUCACAACCAUAAUAUUCUUACCUAAUUCUUUAAACAUUUUUACUAGAGCCAGGUAAUUUCAUUCCAACAUUUUUCUAACAUUCAUCCAUUUUAUAAAACAAUCCUGGUAAUAAGAAAAAAAAGAAAUAAAAACAAUCCAAUCUUCAUCCAGCGUCCCUUCCUCCUGGUCCCGGGUUUUGUCAGUCCUUUUCCCCCAUCAAUCUAGCGCAUUAACCUGGUAACCUUAUAUCCGAGGCCCUUAAGUCACUUCCAUGUCCCUUCCGCAGCUCUUCUUCAUAUUCUCCUUUCGCUCGUGGGAACUCCAGCUUGGUGAUGUUUUUGACCCUUUUCAACAAAUCAGCCCCUUUUCCAUAGUCCAGACUCAAUUCCAUGUGGUAUUUAAAAACAUGUUUCAGAAUCCCUCCAAAAUUGAGAGCCCCCACAGCUGCAAACAUCUCACGGCCCAUUGCCAGAUUCAGAAAGUCCAAACAUCCCUGCAUAGGGGGGUCUAUCCAACCCCCCAUUUCCAAACCAAUCCAAACUUUAUCUUUCCAAAUCCAAAUCCAAGUUCAUUUGUCAAAUCCAAAAGCUCAUGUUCCUGCAAGGCCGCAGCUCCCUCCAUCUCUGGCGCCCAAGAUUCAGCAACAUCCUCUUCUCUCAUCUGCUCUGUCAGGACGCACUCCUGAUCUGAUUCCUGGGUGGGCUCCACAUAGUUUCCCACUGCCUGUUCAAAAAUUCUGACCGCAUUAGUCAUCAAAUCCGUCUUCUCACUUAACUGUUCCAGUAGGGCACUUAUUUUACAGAGAGCACACAACAGAGCCUCUGAAUACAUUGUCCUACAAGGUCACAAGUCCAUUCCCACGAUUGUAAUCUGUGACAGCUGCAAGCUUCCUAGAAUUAGUUACAAUUUCACAGUCUCCCUCUAGAGGGAGAACUUCUAUUUGUUCUUGCAACAGAGUAUCCUUUUUGAGAUAUUUGGUCAAUAUUUGUUCCUUUAAAAUGCGAAAGGAAACAGUGGAAUCACUAUGUUUCUCUUCUUUUAACUAUCUGUCAAAAACGUUUGUCUCUGGUCAAUGAGCUUCAAACGUCAGUCCUGACACCCCGCUCCAGGAUCAGGACGGUGGAAAGUUACUUUACUUUAAACUCACUUCUGCAGGUUUAAACAGUCCAAAAAAGAUCCCCCUUCUUCUCCUGCUGCCGAAGGGGGGUUCGACAAUUUUAAAUGAUGAAAGCCAAUCCUUUAGAAGCGAUUUUCUAAGCUCUAGUUUACGUUGUCUUUGCUUUAUUCUAACUACAAAGAAACGGAAGGCUGACUUCCUGUUUAGACCUUCCUGUUUCAGUACCAAAUUGAAGUAACUCUUUAAGUCCAAUUCCUUUCUGCUCGCAAGUCCUUAUUUAAAGUCCAAUUGUUCAAAGUUUAAGUACUCACGGGUGCUUAUUUUAGAAGCCAAAUUGUCCCAGGAAAAAGGCAGCGCUCUCCGGCAACGGCUAUGCGGCUUCGCUCCACGGAAAUAGCAGUUGACUCACAGCACCGCGCUACUUCCCCCUCUUCACUUUGGAGCCCGUUAGUGGGUUCCUUUGCGGGUUGGGGGGGCGCUAAGGGUGCCCGUCGAGUCCCAUGGUCACAGGCUUCAUCCGCCUGUGAUUUUUAACAGGGUCCCCGCUUCGCCGUAGCGGAAAGGACCCGUUUCACGCAGAGCUAGUCCCUCCAGUUCAGAGGGAGUCCGCCAUUGCCGAUGGCGCCACCCCGGAAGUGGUAUUGUUUCUUAAAUUUCUAUACCCCCUUUCAUUCGAAGAUCACAGGGCAUAUAGUAACAAACAAUAUGUCAUAUAGUAACAAACAAAAGAGUUAAAAAGGCCAUAGAUUGUUUCAUUAGCCAAGACCUGGGAGAAGGAAUUUUUUUUGCCUGGCACCUAAAAAUAUGUAACAGAGGUGCUAGGCAAACCUCCCCAGGGAGAGCAGUGCACAAGUGGGGAGCCUAGCUACAGCCUAGCUCCCCACUCUUCCCUUGUUGUCUAAAUGUUUAUCUGUAAUUUCAACUUUGUUGAUAUAGCCUCAUGCCGUACAUCUUAAUAUUUUAGCUAUAUUUCCUUUCUAGCAGUUAGAUACUUCUGAAAGGUAAAGGUAAAGGGACCCCUGACCAUUAGGUUCAGUCACGACCAACUCUGGGAUUGCGGCACUCAUCUCGCUUUAUUGGCCGAGGGAGCCGGUGUGCAGCUUCCGGGUCAUGUGGCCAGAAUGACUAAGCUGCUUCUGGCGAACCAGAGCAGCGCCCUGAAACGCCGUUUACCUUCCCGCCGGAGCGGUACCUAUUUAUCUACUUGCACUUUGACGUGCUUUCGAACUGCUAGGUUGGCAGGAGCAGGGACCAAGCAACGGGAGCUCACCCCGUUGUGGGGAUUUGAACCGCCAACCUUCUGAUCAGCAAGUCUUAGGCUCUGUGGCUUAACCCACAGCGCCACUUCUGUUGGCCUUCAAAUAUGAUUAAUAAUAAUAAUUUAUACCCUGCCCUCCCCGGCCAAAACCGGGCUCAGAGCAGCUAACAUUAAAUGUAUAACACAUUAACAUAAAAUCAGGCAAUCAAUUAAAAUACAUCCUAAAAUCAGAUCGGAAUCAGAAAAAAAUCCAAUCAGAUGGCAACCCGCAGAUUAAGAGAUGAGUAUUAUUUUUUAUUUCAUUUGUGAAUGUAUUGCUGCAUCUAUGGUGGUCCUGUAACUUGAUUGCAUUAGGUUUAUUUGUUUUCCUGUAUUCUUGUAUGAGGUCCACUCCACCCCCCCCCAGUAAUAGAUUAUGAUAGACUUGAAAGUGACAGUUUUAAUAUCCUGGCUGUGUGUCAUUUUGUUUGGCAAUGUAAACAGUUUUUAUUGCAGUAUUAUUCAUGAGUUAUAUUGUAUUAUUGUAGUACUUGUACUUGAUCCCAAGGAAAGCCAAUAUCAAGUAGCACCUGAAAACAAAUUGCAUUGGCAGCUUCUGUUGGGCACAGUUGUUCAUUGGGAAUGAUCCCAAAUCAAUCAUGGAUGGCAUAAUUACUUUUAUUUAUUAGAUGUCACGAUUUUCUUUUAAAACACCGUUUUUGCCUUGCUCUGGUAUUUGAAAGCCAUUGGCAGUCCAGGCCUACAUUGACAAGAGAGAGAGAAAUUGACGGGGUGACCUGCCAAAACCAAAACCCGCCUGGGCUAAUACCCAACUGUACAGAUGCUGGGCUGUCGUCAUUCUCUUUACCCUCCUUUCAUUGAUCGUUUUUUCUUGAAGUGUUUUCCUUCUUCAAGGGAAGGGAAAGAAAAUAUGAUUGCCACCUCAGGAGCUAGUUCCACCUCCACCCCCCAUUCCAGGGCUGUGUCCGGGAAAUUGAAGGGUUUUGAAUCCACUGGACUCAGAACCACACAUUACAUGUCCUCAGAACAUCUCCUUUUUGCCCUCAGCAGUGGUGAGGGAGUAUCAGUCACUGUCCUUACAUUUUCUUUAAUGGCUGGGAUGGAAGUUCUCAAGGUGGACAACCUUAUCUGCCUGAUAGGGAAGAUCCAAAACAUUUCCUAUGGCCCCUUGGAUGACCUCACAGGGAUCAUAGGAUUUAGCCUUUAAACAGUUACUUACAUUACUUAAACCCACUUACUUCAAUGGGUCUAUUCUGAGUGUAACGACUCUGAAUAGUUGAAUACCGCCCCUAACUGCUUUGUACAAAGCAAGAUUUGGAAUUAUUUGUAUGACUUUUGAAAUGCUCAGAAUAUCAGUCCUCAGUCGCAUUUUGAAAUAAGCUGAGUGGAUUUUGCUGAAUAGUUAAUGUAUUAAAACCUUUAUUUCCCAGUAAAGGCCCCCUGGCACUUGACAACAGGUGAAGAACAAGUUAUUUUCAGGGAAAAAUAAACUUAGAAUGAAAAAAAGGUUUAAAGGAGGAGGCAACAGGAUUUUUUGGUAUGCUGGAAACCAUUUAUUGAAUAUUGCAAAGGGAACUCAUUGCUUCCUCAAGCAAAGCAAAGCCUCUUUAUUAUUUGAAGGUAGGGAUGACAAAGGUGAUUCCCCUUCAGCUCAGGGGUCAGCAACCUUUUUCAGCCGUGGGCCAGUCCACCAGCCCUCAGACUAUAUUUUGGAGGGGAAGAAAGAACGAAUUCCUAUGCCCCACAAAUAACCCAGAGAGGCAUUUUAAAUAAAAGCACACAUUCUACUCAUGUAAAAACAUGCUGAUUCCCGGACCAUCCAUGGGCCAAAUUGAGAAGGAGAUUGGGCCGCAUCCGGCCCAUGGGCCUUAGGUUGCCUACCCCUGCUCCAGCUGCUCCUGGACGGCAUCUCUCAUAGGCCAUGCUGGCUGAGGCCAAUGGGAGAUGGAGCCCAACAACAACUGGAGGGGGCACCACAUUAUUGGCUACCUCUGUUCUAAAGUAUCAAUUUAAUUUGUAAAGUAUUAAUUUAAUUUGUAAUCAAUGGAAAUUUGUAAAGAUACAAUUGCAAUUUAUUACUUUAUUUCAGUAAUCAGUAAUAAAGUGAUAGUAAUGAAGUGAUUAAUAAUAGUAUUAGGUAGUAAAUGAUAGCAAGGUAGGCUCUGGUGAAUAUUAUUUUGACUUUUUCAUAUAAUAAGUGUGUAUAUUUUCUGUCUGAUCUUUUUGUUUUAUGGAAAUAGUUAUUUUACUAGUACUUACUAAAAAGAAUUUUAAAAAAGAAAGAAAUCAUGUCCUUUUUUCUUAAUCCUGGAGCUUCAGAGUUUCUCAAAAGGGUGAGGGUUAUCUCUAAUGCAUUAUUUUUGUAUUUGUGUUGACAGGAAGUUUCUGACUAUGGAGGUGAAAUCAUGAAGAAGUAGCAGAAAGAAUAAUAAUGCUUUUCCGAAAUCGUUUUUUGCUCUUGUUGGCCUUGGCAGCCUUGUUAGCCUUUCUGAGCCUUAGCCUACAAUUCUGUAAGUAUACCUCGGUUCACAUUAUGUGAGAAGUGUAAAGCCUCACAGUCUAUUAAAUUUGGCCUACUUUCUGUUUGCCCCCAACCUUUCUUUGUAUUUCUUUGUAUUUGAAUGUAGCUCAAAGGAAGUUGAUGCCAAGCUGUAUAUGUGAAUGGGAAAUGAAUGCCACCACUUUUUCAAUUCUAGAAACACGUGUUCUACACAAAUUCUAACCAAAGUCAUGCUGAUUGUGAUGAUUUCCUGGUUUGCAUGUAACAUCAAAUCAUUUUAACUUUAUUUGCACUCAGUGGUGCAUACUUCUAUAAAGUCCCUGAUGUGAUCCUUCCCUGCUCCUGUAUACCAGAGGAAAAAUAAGUCGGUGGCUGUCUUUAUGUAUUAUGCAAACCAGUGCUUGUGGAUUGUUUAUCUCCAACAAACCAUAAGCGAUUGCCAAGGUUUCUUGGGGAAACAAACCACAAACACUUAUUUUCACAGAAACACAAAGUUGCUCAGUUUGAGAUGUAUGCACCAGUAUGCUGCUCAUUUGUGUUAAGCCACAAUUAGUUUAUAAAUGCAUUUUAAUGCUACAUGUGAAUAGGACUGAUUGAAGGAAAAGCCCUCCCCACCACCCUGUCUAUAUGCUUUCAGAUAAUUGCUUGACAAUUUAAAAAAAUAUUAAGAACUAUGUUUUCUUUAAAUAGAAAUGCAUUAAUUGCGACUCUUUCUACAAUUUGAGUAAUUAAGUAAUGCAUAAAAUGUCAGGGUGAUUCUCAAACACAAAAGCUUGGUUACAGACUGGGGAAAAAAAGAGAACAUAUAUAUACUUAUUUAUAUUGGAAGCUAGAUGUGGAAUUUGCAGUAAUAUGAUCACCGCAAACUCUCUUUCCAGGGUUGUCAUGCUGUAAUUACUUAUAUACUUUCAAACAGUUACUUGCUUCUGUGCUGGUCUUGGCUGACUAGAUACCUGCUUAUGUGAUUGUGAAAAAACUUAUCUCAAGAUGAUUUUCCAUUGAUUAAUUCAAACUGUGGUGACUGUUGCUAGUUUUUGAGGUCUCUGCUUUUUUAGACUUCUUUAAAUAACCGUAGAAGGAAAGGAUUAUAACCUCUCUUCUUUGUAAUAUGUGAACCAGCCCUCAUGUACUGAGACAGCGUGCCUUUUUGUGAUGGACUCUUACUGAUUCUGAUUUGGCAUGUUUUGCUAAACAAAUAGAUGUUCCUACUGAUUGGCUGUGAUACAUUUAUAUACAGUGGUACCUCAGGUUACAUACGCUUCAGGUUACACACUCCGCUAACCCUGAAAUAGUGCUUCAGGUUAAGAACUUUGCUUCAGGAUAAGAACAGAAAUUGGGCUCCGGCGGCGUGGCGGCAGCAGGAGGCCCCAUUAGCUAAAGUGGUGCUUCGGGUUAAGAACAGUUUCAGGUUAAGAACGGACCUCCAGAACAAAUUAAGUACUUAACCCGAGGUACCACUGUACUGGUGUCAUAUGCUAACAAGGCCUCACUCCUGUUAGCAAUCAUGUUGCAACGUUCUGCACUGACUGCAGCUGCCAGAUGAAGAACAAGGGAAAGGAACCAAGAUACCACUGUAAAGCCCUUAACAACUUGGGACCAGUUUACCUACAAGAUCACCUUAACCCCCCCCACCCCCACCCCCAAUGCUUUUUGAUUGAUUUGAUGUUUGCAUUGGCAGAAUGUCUGUUGCUUUAUGUUUAGCAUGUGCCUUGAUACUGUAUGUUGAGUGCCUUCAGCACCACACCUCUGCUGAUGGCUUGUUCUGAAUUAAUUAUUCUCUUGUCUGUUUGUAUUCAUAUUCUAUAUUCUUCUUGGGAGUAGAGUUGCUGAAGUUCUUGCUUCCUUUAAACUCCAUUUUUGGGAUCUCUUGGCAGAACUGUUCGCUGGCUCAGUGUACAUUAUUGGUAUGAUAGGCUUGUGUUUGUUUUCUCCUAUACAAGUUCCAUAGUAUGGGAAAACAAGGAGUCUGUAGCAGAUUAUUAGGAUGAGGUUCAGGGGACUUAACACAGGUGACUCAAAUGAUGUGUUGUUUUGUUGCUUCUUAGCAAGUGCUACAAAUUACUAUCCCACCCUAACAAUUUGUGACCAUGUUUGGGUUCUUGCAAAGAUUUCCAGUAAGUAGACAUGGGGAAGCAAUUCAAAAUGAAUCAUUCACAGACCGUACUCAAAGAUGACCUCUGAGCUGCAGCUGUCUAUGAAUUCAGCUUAUGAGAUAGUCUGCAAGCAAAUUGUAUUGAUUAACAUUUUAGCUCAAUAUUUUCAGCUGAAUGCAUCUUGGUUGACCAUUUAUAAUUGAAACAUAUGUGCUUAGGAGUCAUACUUACGAUGCACAUAUUAUGUCAGGACUGCUGUAAGGGAAUGUGGAGGGGAGGAUGGGAUUUAUUCAUUUAUUUAAAACAUAUUUCUUUUUGGCAGUAUGUAUCAUCAGACAAUAUAUAAGGGUUUUGUUGAUGGCUGAAGAUCCUGUUGCUGUAUUAUUUCUGUGUGUACAGAAAUACACAUUUCCUCAGCAAAUACUUCCUAUAGGUUAGGCUGGUGUUUGCCAACCUCCAGAUGUUAUGGACUACAACUCCAUAAGUCCGAAGCAGAUCUGCUGCCUAGGACUCAUGGGGGUUGUAGUUCAAAACAUCUGGACCAGGUUGGAAGUAGGUGAAGGCCAUGUUAAACACUACACUUGUGCCUUCUAAUGUUCUCCUGCCAUGGUUUGACCUUCAUUAAUAUUAGGAUGGGUACUCCAUGCCUCAGCUAUUAUUUAUGCAUAAAACUAUUUCUCAUGCUGCUCUGUCAUAAAAAUAUGCCACAACAGCUUGCAGAAAUAAAACAAAGUUAAAAAGUUAAAAACAGGCAUCAGUUAACCAUUGUUAAUGGUCAUAGUGGCACAGUGGCAUUUAUGACUGUUUGUUUGUUUUUGUUCUUCGUGGACGCCACAGCAUGUUGGCUAUCAUUCUACCCUGAGGUUAUUUUGUUCUUUCAUGAACCUUUAUCAAAUUAUUCCAUGCUUUCCCUCCAGCCCUUUGGUAAAGCAAUUAACCUAUAUUAAUAUAGCUGCUUUUAUUUAUUCAUUUGGCUCCUUUGCUAAUCUGCUUGAUGCAAAGGAGGAAAACCUUUGUCGCGGUGUUACAUAUACAGUUUUUCUUUAUUAAUGUUUAUAAACUUUACCCACUCCUUUAUUUCUUCACAAAUAUCUCAUGCUUCCUACUUUUCUUUUGCUUGUCUUUUUUCAGUUUCUGUCCUCCUUCCAUUAUAAUAUAAUAAUAAUAAUUUAUUAUUUGUACCCAGCCCACCUGACUGGGUUGCCCCAGCCGCUGUGGGCAGCUUCCAGCAUACCGUAUUGGCCCAGAUAUAAGCCGCACCCGCAAAUAAGCCUCACCUUUAAAAUUCAGCGGCUUGGGAGCCGCGGACAGGACAGGCGCCGUUGCCCCAUGGUCCUGAGCUGCUCUGUGCGGGGAGUGUGAGCCGCACCGCUUUGCCGGCAGCGUAAGGUCAUAAAUAUAAGCUGAACUUUAACUUUUCACAAUUGGAAUUUGGAAAAAAAAUGUGGCUUAUAUUCAGGCCAAUACGGUAUAUAAAAACAUAGUAAAACAUUCUGGUUUGCGUUAGCAAAUGUUUUGCUACAGACCAGAAUUAGCAAGAUGUCAUCUUAUGAAGCCAUUUCAGUUAUAAAUGGUGACAUGUGUACAUUAAAAAUAUAGAAACAUAGAAAAUGGGUGUAUUUAAAAGCUUUCAUUAGCUAGAAUGAAUAGUUGAUUUACUGUAUGUAUGUGGGGAGAUGCAAACAGCACUUGAAUUAUUGUUUAGUUAAAUGGCUUCAGGCUAAUAAUGUGGAAAGUAGCUAACAAGCCAAUGGAAUCUCCCUUAGUUUACAAUAUAUUCUUUUGAAGACUCUGAGCUCCCAGGACAGAUCCAUUAUCGUGUUGAAAUAGUAGAAAGACAAGAAUUUUGGUAGUCUAAAUCGCUGCAAGUAUUUUUUUUUUAUUUGGCAACAGUUUUUAAUUGACUGUAUUUCACCUGGUUUGAGAAUAGGAAAGCUGUAACACCUCAUUAUGUCACUUAGUUGCUGUCUCCUAGAGAAUACAAGUCAACCCAAUAAGUUCUGCCACAGUGUGAUGUGGAGCUCAUGUGCAUUAGAUCCUAGACCAAAGAAAGAUGUAGUAGUGAAUAGAACAUCCUACUAAGUGGAUAAUGUGUGCACUGACCUAUUUUGCAUGAACACUACAAAUCUGUACACAUUUGAGUCUUGGUGGGAGUGGGUGACGAUGGGGUGAUGAUAUAUUUGUGUAGUACGUAUUAAGUAUGUAAGCAUUCGCUAUAUAGGCAAUGGGGAGGUUAGGUGAAAAGGAGGUGGUUUUGAAGAAUAUAAUGGGAUCCCAUUCAAGACUGAUAUGAGGUGAUAACUGGUAAUUCCUUUGCAGUAACUACUUUUAAGUGCAUUGCGUGAUUAUAUGCUGUUUGAAAGAGGCUUGCUUAAAGCAAAGUCAAUUUCCUUUCAUAAGUUACGUUAAUACUGUGCCGGCCUAGCUAACUGUUGCUGGGUGGUGAAAUCCCAAUAAAUAGAACUAUCAUAUAAAGUUCACUGAUUGGUUGCUAUUACUGUAUUUGUUAGACUUGGGCUGUCCAAAGUUUGUCAGUAAUUCACAUUUCCACAGGUAGCAUUUAAUGCAUGGAUGAGCCUCCUUAAGUCUAAUUUGGAAUUCAGGUUUUGCUAGUUUAGUAAUAAUCUUCACAUUUGUUUCUGCUGCACUUUUGGCAAAUGCAGGGCAUGUUCCUAGCAAGACUGUAAAUCCUGCAAAAAUGUAAAAAUAAAAAAGCAGAAUUACUUUUAAGUUACAUUGUUUUACUUUAUCUAUUGGCUUCACAUGUCAGUUGCUUUUCAGACUUCUACCAAGGUGUUAUAAUUAUUGAGCUACAGUUAUAUUUUAUGCAUGAUAAUUAGGUGAGGUUGUCGAUACUUUGCAGUAAUUUCAAGGAGGAGAAGUGAGUAGGUGUAUGACUACUGUCUGAAUUACUUUCUGUAAGAGAAUGCAAAGAAAAAAAUCUGGAUAAACUUUUCACAUAUUUAAUUUUCCUCCUGUCGUGUGGAGUAAUCUCUGAAAAACUAAUGGGAGCAUGCUUUUAAACUUAAUGCUAGUUUAGUGAUGCUUGCACAGCAGUCUGGAUGUCUACUGUACAUACAGUCUGAACAGAUGUGCAUCUCUCUGAUGGGUACCAUCCUCAAGUAUAUAGGGGCCUCCCCAAUGAUUGACUGAAUGGGAAUAUGGGAAAUGGGAAUAUGACAGUUUCACUGCCAUCACCACAUUUCCUUGUCAGAACCAGCGGCACAUUUUAAAUUCUUAAGAAUUCUUACUUGGUAAGCAGGUUUGAAAGGGAAGGAGAGCAGUUUCAGAGAGCAAUCCCACUGAACAGCAACUCUGUUGAAGACAGCACAAAAUGGGUUAUCUAAGCACUCAAUGGGUUUUCUUUAUAGACUCAAAGAGAAUGACUUACAGUAGAAAAACAGAAGGUAACCUUAUGGAGCAGUUUCACAAAAAAGCAUAUCUACUUCCUAAACUUUAGAUAUGCUGUUACUUAAGUAUUUCUACUUCCCUAAUUGCUGUUGAAAGAGCAAAACAGCCGUAGAGUACAGAACUUAUACCAGAUCAGUUGUCUCAUCACUGAAUGCUUCUUCUCCUGAGAUCUAAUGGCCUGAGAGCCAGCCACCAAGGAGUUAAUGGCCAGUGAUGGUUGUGCUAUGUUUGCCUUCCACUCCUGGAAUCUGUUAAGAAGGAAGGAGCUUCCCUCUUAGACAGACUAGGCAGCUCCUAUGGCCAGUCUCCCAAGUUGGUAAAUUCACUUCAUCACAGUAUUGUCUCAUUACCUUGAAUUCAAUGUGUGAUAAAAGACCACUCAACUAAAAGGUAAAUCUGUUCAGGAAGUUGUAAAAUCCAUGCAUCCUUGCAUUCCAGGAGGCAUUGUAGGUUCCCAAACAUAGUUGGAAGCCUCCAUUGGGAACAGUAGAAAUUUAAAGAUGGGGUCUCAGCUGGUAUGUUUGGGAAAGAAAGCAAUGGGAAAUGCUGGGAAAGAUUGGCAGAGAUAUGACAAAUGUCUGGUCUUUCUGAGAUUUUAAAUAACUCAUGGGAAGAGUUUGUUAUUUAACCAAUGCAUUUUCUUCUGUACUUGUGUUUGAACUUCCAUUGCUGGGUAAGCAAAAGUGAUCUGCUGCAAUUUCAGUGUAGUCAUACUUUGAAAUUUGUCUUAGCUGGACUAAUACUGGGGAUAACCAACAAGUGAGGCUGUUGAAUUGUUUUGCAUUACUGCCGUUUGUGUUAGAGCUUUCCAGACACCCCAGUUCCCAGUAAAUUGAUCUUGUUUGGAGUUGUAUGGCAUGACAGUACGACCAUUCACCCCUAAGGAUCAUUUUUCUGCAUUUUCUUUUCUUUCUAAAAAUGUAACUAAAAAUCUGUUUUCUGUUACUGUAUUUUACACAGGAAAUAAUUUCAGAAGUCAUAAUUUAUGGCUGUUUACUGCAGUGUGUUUGUCUGUCUUGUGUUCUCCAAAUGUGUAAUGAUAGCACUAGAGUUUCUUAGCAAAGUAUUGCAUGUUGAAAAGCAAUCAUACUGUUCUGUCUUAUCACUGUGUAAUCUGCCUCAUUGGUACAUGUGGAUAUUGCUAAUGUCUUUCAGAAGGAGGAUUAAAAUGAUGGAAUCUUGCUAUGGCUGGUGAUAAAUUUUAUCUUUAGACCCCUGGGCAAAUGUUUAUAGAGGUAAUUAAAAGAAAAUGGUUGGAAAGUGGCCCGGUACUUUCUGUGUUGUGCCUUGAGCAUAAGACAUGUUUGCGGGAUGAUUGCUGUUUAUAUCCAUGAACACAUAUUAGCAUGUGAGAUAAGAAUAUGAUUUCUAUUUCAGUUUCAGGGCGGCGGGGAGGGGGGGGAGAGAUGCAUUGUAAAAUGCUGGUGUAUGUUCAGUUAUAACUGGCUAAAAAUUGUCAAUAUUGUCUGGUCUCUCUUUUCUUAACCUGUAGGAGGCAUGUGAAAAUGCAUAGGGUAUGUUAAGAUGUAAGUAACAGUUAAGAAGGUUCAUUCCAAUCUAUGAUUGAAAUCAAAACCAAGAAUAUUUCCCUGCUGUGCACCUUAGGGGGGGGGACGGGACUCCCGUUGACACCAAUGAAUUGUGGUGCAGGGGCUGUUUCUUUGAGGCUGGCUAUUCCACAAGGAACCCUGUAGUGCAGCCAAGUCCAUCAGGCUUGAAGUCAGUGCCUCAGGUAGUGACUGCAGGCCUCUGUUGCCAGGGAACAAUCGGGAGAACAUUUUAAUAGUUCCUCCUUUUUUAUACUGCUUAAUACAGUGGUACCUCGGGUUAAGUACUUAAUUCGUACUGGAGGUCCGUUCUUAACCUGAAACUAUUCUUAACCUGAAGACCACUUUAGCUAAUGGGGCCUCCUGCUGCUGCUGCUGCGCCGCCAGAGCCCGAUUUCUGUUCUUAUCCUGAAGCACUAUUUCUGGCUUAGUGGAGAGUGUAACCUGAAGCGUAUGUAACCUGAGGUGUAUGUAACCCGCGGUACCACUGUAUAUUCAAAAUAUCUUUAAGUGGUGUACAGAAAACUGAAGAAGCAACAAACAACUUAAACAAAGCAUUACACAAAUACACAGUUACAUAUAAAGAUGUUACACUAAGACAAAGUUACAAAUAUAUAUAAAUCAAUAUAGGUUCAUUUUCCUUCUGACACACGCUCCUUCUCAGCCUCCAGGGUUCUCUCUCAGGGUCCAACAAAAACAGCGAGAAGAGUUCCUGGAAACAGCAGGCAUCCCCCUGGUUUCUCACUCUAGACUUGCUUUUUAUGGGCAGGCCCAAGGUGAAUGGUACUUCCUCAGGCUGUCCAAAGCUGUCUCCGAUUCAGCUGCACUUUUUGCACUCUGAGUUUGCUGAGUUUCCCAGGGAAUUCAAAGGAUGGGAAGAGGGGGCCCCCAUCAACUCAAAGCUUUUUCUUCCCCCUUUGUCUUCCUCUCCUACUCCAGCUGCCUGGCCCACACCUGGCGUCACAUAUGACACCAGGUGUGGGUCAGGUAGGUGUGGUUUUGGACAAACUGUCUCACAGUGCCAAUUGGGACCUGUGCCAGGACUAAUUCAGCUCGCAGGCAGGAGAUAACACACCCCUGUUUUAAAGGGAUCUCUCCAAGCAACGCUCAGGCCUUGCCUGAGGUCUUGGAGAGCUUCUGCCAGCCAAAAUAAAUCAUGCAGAAUUUGAAUGAUUUCAACUAAAACACACACAACUUUUAAGAAAAUUGCCCUUUACUGAGGAUACAGUGGUACCUUAGUUCUCGAACUUAAUCCGUUCCGAGAGUCCGUUCGACUCCCAAAACCGUUUGAAAACCAAGGCGCGGCUUCCAAUUGGCUGCAGGAGCUUCCUGCACUCAAGCAGAAGCUGCAUUGGAUGUUUGGCUUCCAAAAAAUGUUCAAAAACUGAAACACUCACUUCCAGGUUUGUGGCGUCACGGAGCCGAUUUGUUCAACAACUAAGCCAAGGUACCACUGUACUUUAGUAUUAGCAUUGUGUUAAUAUUAGUUUGUCAGCAACAUAAGUAUGUGUCACUUAAUACUUGGUUUGCAAGUUUGCUCUCAAACUUAGGAAGCUGUUGAUGGUUUCCUUUUUAAUAUAAUUUUAUUUCCAUGCUUGUCAAAGGUAAUGGAAUUUGUUGAUUUAGCUACUACACAAAAGCCUCUUGUUAUAGUGUCACAAUAUUGUGAUAUUUGUAACUGUCUUACUGUAAACUGAGAGGCCUCUAAAGCUGCUGGAGCACAUUUGUUGCCUGACUGACUUGGCAAAAAAAGAAUUUGCUCAGUCUGCUGUCAAGUGUGCAAAUGUAGGUAUUUCUUUAGCAAUUCGUUUACUUUGAAGUCCCCUGUAUUUCAAAAUAUAAACACAGUAAACAGUUUCAUUCUCCGUUUGCGUUUCUGUUUAAAUAAAGUGUGUACUUGAACAACGUUACUUUAUUUCUGGUUUCAUCUGCUUCUGUAAAUCCUUUUAUUUCCCUGUUCUGCAAGGAGAGUUGAAAGAUCUAUCUAGUAAUCUUUUUUUCCCUUUUUCUUUUUGGAGGGUGUCUUCUAUUUGUGUGAAUUAUGCAAGGUUAUAUUAAGCACAAAAUAUAUACUAAAGACCAUUUAUUUUGAACAUAUGACACAUUUUGAAUUGAAAGUUUGGCAUUUCAAAUAAGUUUUGUUUGUGAUUUCUCCCUGUUUUCUCUUACUUUGAUAGGAAAUGGACCUGCUAGACAAUGCAGUACAAUAAAAACAGGGCCACUCUAGGAAUGAAGGAUUGAAUGGAAUUGGGGAAGUGGAGGUGGGAAAGACAUGUUAGGGGAUAGAAGGAGGAGGAUAGCUCAUGAGUUCUUACAUGUCUGUUAACAUUCACAUCCUUUCUUCAUAUAGCGUAGUGGUGAAAAAACUUUCCCCCUGCAUUCAAAGUGGGAAUGGUCUCUGCCUCUGAUCACACUGGGGCCUUAUCAGGGCCCUAGUUUAGGGUGGGGGCUAGAGGGGGUUUAACUCUUUGCUCCCUGCUGUGGUUCUGAUCUGGACCGAGGCUCCUGCACCUUCAAUUUGUAUUGCCAAAGGAGGAUUCAUUAAACUGAAUAGGUGGUUCUUUUGACAAUGCUGGCAAUAAGCCUUGGAUCUCUAUUGUAAUGGAGUAGUAAAGGUAAAGGGACCAUUCGGUCCAGUCGUGGCCGACUCUGGGGUUGCGGCGCUCAUCUCGCUUUAUUGGCCGAGGGAGCCGGCGUUUGUCCGCAGACAGCUUCCGGGUCAUGUGGCCAUCAUGACUAAGCCGCUUCUGGCGAACCAGAGCAGCGCACAGAAACGCCGUUUACCUUCCCGCCAGAGCGGUACCUAUUUAUCCACUUGCACUUUGACGCGCUUUCGAACUGCUAGGUGGGCAGGAGCAGGGACCGAGUAACGGGAGCUCACCCCAUUGUGGGGAUUUGAACCACCAACCUUCUGAUCGGCAAGUCCUAGGCUCUGUGGUACUAUGGCAUUAAUCCUUUGCCCUCCACUGUGGCCCCAAUCUGGAGUGUAUCCAGUGGCCAACUUGUUUGUUUGGCAAUAUGAAGACUGAAUUAUUUCAAAAAGUUAGCAACUAGGAAACAUCCACCAUUGGUCUGUAUGCACUGGCAUGCUAACAGGCUGUAAUCCUGGCCCCACUUACCUAGAAGUAAGCCCCAAUGAAUUUGCUUCCAAGUCGACAAACAGAUGGAAUUGUGGUGUAAGAAAGCUCAUACUCCUUCAGAGCUCACCACAACACAUGACUAGAAUUAUGCUACAAUCCUAAUUGUGCUACUCAGAAGUAAGUCCUGUUGCAUUAAGUGGGGCUUACUCCCCAUUAAGUAGGUGGAGUGCAGUAGACUUGAAGUUCUACGAUUCCUUCAUUUUUCUCAAGCAAUUGACAUAAAAGAUGUUAAGUAGUCCCAAAUAUACAACUUUAUAAUUGAGUCUGGCAUGAUAGUAGUCCUUAAAUUGGCAUAGCAGAUGGUAAGAUUUUCUGCAGUGCAUUCUCAGGUUUGCUUUGUGUCUGAAUUGGCAGCAUUGGCAUUGUAUCCAUUCAGCUGUCUAAUCCAUAUGCACCUUAUCUGUCUCUUCCAGGCUGGUUUUUUGGGGGGAGGGGGCAUAAUAUCUGCCACUGUGUUUUCUUAAUUAACCAUUGAUUUUCCAUCUCUUUACGUAGCAUAUACCCACCCUUUAAUGUGCUUCUGUGCUAAUUAGUCUCUUACUUGUGUUUUACUUUUUUCUGUAUUUGUAUAUUUUAGUGAAAACUACUUUGCAAGACUUGGAAACCACAAGCCCCUUCUUUAGGGGAGAGGGAUAAUGAACUUUGAAUAGUUCUUAUUAUGCAUAUUUUCUCUUCCAUGCUGAUGAAAAAUUGCCACGUAACUUGAAAAAGUAUUUGCUGUGUGACCUACUUCCUACGUCAGUGAAAAAGUUUUAAACAGUUUGGUUGCAUGGAACUGAAAGAACAGUCUGUAUUUAAGGCUACCACUAAGAAAAAAAUUCCAGACUGAAAUGGCUGCUUUCUCUGCAUACUCUUUUUGGACCGUUUGUGGUUGCAAAGGAAAAAGAAAAUGGGAAACAGAUUUCCUUUCUUUUAUUCUAAUUUUAGGUAAAUGGUUUAAAAUUGAUGAUUUUGCUGCAGCUGCUUUCUUCCUUCUAUGCUUUUUUGUAAUGGUUACAUUGCUUCCUAUUCUGAUUACUAUGCUUCAGACAAAAAGUAAAUAUAUCUUAAUGUUUUGCAGUUAUAUAAGACAUAGUCAGUGAUACCGAAAUGCAAGUUUGUAAUAUUGAUUUGGCUUAUUGCACGGGUCUUUCCUUCUUUAGAAGCAGCUUUUGUCGUAGCCACUGUGAUGCGUAUAUUCUUCCUAUUAAAAUAGGAACAUUUAUUAUUAAAAGUAUUUGUAUUUUUGUGUAACUAUAGAAAAUAUUAUGAAUUUGUAGCCCCUUUUAAAGGUGGUAUUGUUGAACUAUGGAGUAGGGUUGGGGAGGAUAGCAGAAGGACAGAGAUUACAGGUAUAUUUUGAAAUAUAUGGUAAAUUGCACUUGCAUUGCACUUCCACCGGUGUGGAAAAUAUUUCAGUGGCAGGGCAUCAGUAGUGAUGAUUCCACAUUUCUUUUCUUUUUUUCUGUUUCCAAUCCCCCACCCCUUGUUGUGUGUCACACUUAUGGUAUGCCUAAUGUAAUAGGGAUAUCCUGGAAAACAUUUGUAUUUAUAUUUAGAGUCAAAUGAUAGAGCUGUAACAUAAUGCAACAAUAGCAAAAUGAUGUGAAUGUUGCUUAUUUGUAUUUUUAGUACACUUGAUCCCUGUUAACCCUGUUAAAGAAGAUGAUCUUGGCUCCAAGAAUCGAAAGAGAAUAAUGCCUGAUCCUUUGACGGAGACACCUGCUAUAGAUCCAAUUUUCGAAGCCCAGUUUUAUUGUAACAUUCCCAACAUACCUGAACGCAGUAUGGAAGGUAAACCUGUUACAGCAUUGGUGUCUUCUGCUUUAUUUCUGUGUAAUUACUGGUGUUUUAAUUUCAAAUGCACGUAUAAUGAGUAUGGGUUGCUCGUGCGUAAGUUGCCGCCUCUCCAGGCUUUGUUGCCUUGGUAAACCUUUCAGUCUGGGCAGCCCUUCACUUCGUGGCUGCCUCAGUCGCUAGUAGAAUCCGUUAGUGGGCGUUUCUUAAAUCUUUUCCAACAUAAAAGUUGUUUGACACCCAGUCUCCUCCUACUCUCUCUGCGCGGAAGUCUUCUGCGCAGUGAGAGCGUGGGUAGCGGAGGACCAGUGCUCUCCCCGCUGGUGUCCGGUGAAGAGUCCUGGAGCCCUCUCGCCGAUUCCCCCAUCAGCCCCUCCUUAUCCCUGGUGUAGCGCUGAUUUGCUUCCCCAUCUGCGAAGCUGCCUCUCUCCCUGCUGGGCCCUUCUCCAGCAUCAUUUGAGAGCCUUCCCUCCGCCUCUAGCUCCGAUGUCAGUUCCCUGACACACGCUUUCUUGAUACACAGUGCUCUUAAAAAAUUUCCAGGUAGAAGCAAGCUGCUAUAGUAAAUAAAGUAAAAGACAAAGCUUUGAAAACCUCACCACCUACUUAUGCUUGGCUCAGUUGCAGUCAGUUCUACUGGAUCAGACCAAGGGUUCUUCUAAUACGCCAAUGUGUUUCCUUUUUUAAAAAACAACAUUUUAUUGAUUUCCCACAAAUAACAAAAACAAAAACAAUGCAAAAACAAAACAAAUUGACUUCCCUUGGUUCUAUUAUUUAUAAAGAUACUGCAUGUCCAUUGUUAAAUUUGUAACAUAUUUAAAUCACGUAUUAUCCAUUCAUAAUAAAAUUACAAGUUAUCUUAAAACCCUGCUAAUGUAUUAACCUGUGUACAUUGCUUCUGUAUAUAUGCAAUAAACAUCUUUCAUUCUUCCUUAAAUUCAUUAUCAUCACUUCCUCUUAAUUUCAUCGUCCAUUUUGCCACUUCAGCGUAUUCCAUUAGUUUAACUUGCCAAUCUUCUUUGGAUGGGACACCUUCUUCUUUCCAAUAUUUUGCUACUAAAGUCCGUGCGGCCAUUGUUGCAUACUUAAACAAAUUCUUUGGUAAUUUUGGUAGGUCCACUCCUAUAAUACCUAAUAAGAAAGCUUCUGGUUUUUUAACUAAGGUUAUACUCCAAUUUGUUUCCAACACUUGGCUGAUUGGAUGGUCUUGGAAACAUGAAUGCAACACGCUCCCUUGCAAACAGACAUUGAAAUAUAUACCACCUUUUAAGAUAGCAAUCAAGAAUCUGAGGAGGCCCUCUUAGUUGUGCUGAGUCAGAUAGGAAGCUCCAUUAAAUUCAAUGGCAUUUACUUCUGAGUAUGCAUAUAUAGGAUUGCACUGUAACUUGCACAAAAUGUUGAGGAAGAGAAGAAACUCCUCAUUUACGUAAAUGACUUAUUAAACUCUGGCAUCUUGCAAAACAACAAAAUUACAUUUGUGUGUAUAUUUGAGAGACAAAGAGGAUGGAUUGAUAAAAGAAUUUGAAGAACUGGAACAUUUAAAAAAUCUUUUGGAAUUUUUAAAUAAUCUUUUGGAAUUAUAAAUAGACAAUUACCGUAUAUACUCGAGUAUAAGCUGACCCGAAUAUAAGCGGAGGCACCUAAUUUUACCACAAAAAACUGGGAAAACUUACUGACUCGAGUAUAAGCCGGUUCACCACACCACAAACCACCUGGUGGGCCGGAGCAUGUGUGUGUGUGUGUGUGUGUGUGUGUGUGCGCACGCAUGCGCACACGGCAGAGGGGGCUUCUCUCCCCCCCCAGCCCCUCCUGUCCCCCUGCCUACCUAGGGUGCUGCUGAGAGGCAGAGGCUGGUGGCGGCAGCAGCGGAGGAAGAACAAGCAGCCCAAAUGGGCUGCUUUUGGGCUGCUCAUUCCUCCGCUGCUAACAGGGACCCUCACUCGAGUAUAAGCUGAGGGUUUUUUUCCCCAGCAUUAAAAAUGUGCUGAAAAAGUCGGCUUAUACUUGAGUAUAUACGGUAUAUACGAUAAUCAUUUUCCCAUUUUAGUAUCCCCCCUCCCUGUUCUUGUCUUCUUUUAACAGUUUAUAGCAUAUUAGAAUAAUGCAUCUUUGUUGCUUUUGUGUGUGUUUAUGUUCUGUUUAUUUUUUGACUUGUAAAGAUCAGCUUAUGUGUUUUUUCCUUUAUUGCCUAUAUUGUAUGUAGCUGAGUAUAUGAACUUGGUGAAUUCUAAAACUGAUUGUUGUUGUUUUAAAUCAAUUUUAAUGUUUCUUUUAUAGGUCAUGCACCCCACUAUUUUAAACUGAAUUCUGUUCAUGUGCUGAUUCGCCAUGGGGACCGAUAUCCUCUUUAUGCCAUUCCCAAAACGAAAAGGCCAGACAUUGAUUGUACAUUAGUGCCCAACAGGUAAAAGUUUUGGAUUUUACCAUUUCUCUCUAGGCUUUAUUUGUUCAGUAGAAUGCAAGUACCCAUAAAUAGUCCAUGGGCAUUCUGUAUUGGAUUUCCACAUGCUCAAGUAGAGACGCACGUACUUUAAAAGAGUCCUUUCCACCCAUAGUGCCUAGUCUAUAUGUUCACACAAAAUACCAGUUAUUUUCUGCUCUCCUCUGUUUCCAUCUCUUGCAUAAAGAUUUCUAAAGGUUCAAGGCAUGAUGAAAGUGCAGAUAAAUAAUGGAGCCUUAUUUUAUUUACUGAAUUUGUUUGUGUGCCCAUCAAUUUAAACUCUCUGGUCGACUCAGACAACAGAGAAUACUAAACUACAUUAAAAUACAAUAACUAAAAAGCAAUAAAGACAAUAAAAUGCAGCAUUAAAAGCUCUCCUUCGGAGCAAAGGAAAAUAAAAUCAGUUAGCUGCUCAGAUUAUAAAAUAAGUGCAGCUCAAUUACUAAGACCCCACACAACUUGUUUUGUUCUACUUCUGUUUUAUAAUACAAGUUGUUUAAAAGGUGAGUAAAUAAAAGCCUUUCAAAAGGAAGACAUCUAGUAAGCCUCUUUGGAAGCCAUUCCACUACUGAGAAGGCCCUCUCCAUCUUCUCACCUUGUUUGAGAAACUUUGUGGAAUUUCGCCUCUGAUGAUGAUCUUACGGAAUACACUAGGCAUAUUCAGAAUAAGGUGGUCUCUAGGUAAAGGUAAAGGGACCCCUGACAAUUAAGUCCAGUCUUGAAUGACUCUGGGGUUGUGGCACUCAUCUCGCUUCACAGGCCGAGGGAGCCGGCGUUUGUCUGCUUCCACAGACAAUUUUUCCGGGUCAUGUGGCCAGCAUGACUAAGCCGCUUCUGGCGAACCCAGAGCAGCGCACGAAAACACCAUUUACCUUCUUGCCGGAGCAAUACCUAUUUAUCUACUUGCACUUUUUUUGGUGUGCUUUUGAACUGUUAGGUUGGCAGGAGCAGGGACCGAACAACGGGAGCUCAUCCCGUCACGGGGAUUCAAACCACCGACCUUUUGAUUGGCAAGCCCAAUUGGCACAGUAGUUUAACCCACAGCGCCACCAAUUUAGCUAACCUAGUCCCAAGCUAUUAAGCGAUUUAAAGGUUAAAAUCAGCACUUUAAAUGAGACCCAGGCUGGAAGCCGGUAUUGCAUAUAAAGCCCUGCCAUAAUAUGAGAUAAACACCUAGUCCCUGUUUCAGAUCAACAGUUUAAGACCAUUGUUAAGGGCAGCCCACAUUGCAAUAUCCUAAAUUUACCUCUGGGAGUUACCAGAGCACCUGUAACUGCAACUGAGCUAUCUCUAUUGAUGUAUAGUUACAGCUAGUUUAUCAGCUGGAGUUGAUAAAAAGGUACUUUGAGCCAUAGAGGCCACAUGAGCCUCUUACAGCAGUGUUGCAUCAAUAAGCACCCCCACACUGUGAACCCAAUCCUUUGGGAAGAAUGUAACUCCUUCCAGAGCAGGUUGACCAACACUCAUCAAGAGUAUCUUUGUUUUAUUUGUGUUGAAUCUCAGUUUAUUAACCCUUGUCCAGUCCAUUAAGCUGCUUGGGCAGAGUUCUUCAUCCGCAGUCCUUCUGAGCUGGACAUAUUUUCCAUGCUGGUCAGUGGUCAGCUGGAAUUGACCAAGUGCCAACCACAUCUCUAUUCUCAGGUUCCAGUAACUGGAAGCCAUCUAGAAAUAUGGGACCCAAUGAUGCUGUAUAUUAACCACAAGGGCCAAACAAUUUCACCCUCGAGAGUGUCCUGCAAAUGUGUAACAGCUAGCAACUGAGUUCUACCUUGGCCAGAUGGUAAUUGGCUCUGCAGCACUCAGAUAUGCUCCUCUGGAAAAUGAUUGAGGAGGAAAAAAUGCUUUUUCCACCUCUAUCAUUGCCACAUCGUAGGCUAGAUAAUGGGCUGUAAUGCAGUCAAACUCAUCAUAAACUUUUUUUCUCCUAUGUCAGGGUGUUUUGAAGAGAACCACAGAAUCUCCCCUUCUCUUCAUUAAUCCACUCACACUCUUAAAACAGUUUGAUAUAUUCUGUUUGUCAGUUAUCUUUCUGUAAUGUUAGCUGUAGUGCCAGCGCAGUUUGAGAAUAGUGGUGUCCCCACCCCCACCCCCAUUUUUGAACACUUUGUGUGCUCCUUCAACAAUAGUGAGAUCCUUCUGAAAUGCAAGUAUGUUGACUAUGGAUUCAGUGUAAAUAAACUGCAUUCAGAGGUGUUAAAAUAAAUGAUACAUUCAUGUUAUAAAUUGCUUAUUGGCAUCACAGAUGGGAGUCUAGUUUACUUAUCUGAUGGUUUUGUCAAGAUAGCCAGCUAGAAAACAAAAGUUCAUUUUUGAUGCUACGAAAAGGGUCAGAACACAUGCUUAAAGAUAACUAGAAUUGCUAAAGGAGGACAAGUAAUAUGUUGAAUGAAGUUGUAUCAUAAUUAUAAAGAUAAUAGUUAAAACCAAUCCUGGUUUGUGUUACACAAAGGUGAGGAAUGUAACAUGAACUUUAUAUGUUCAGUAUCUGUAAAAUUGCAUAUAAUUGAAUUUGGAGAAGGGUGAGAAACAACCAACAGCGUAUUGCGGUAAACACAUUUUCACAAACAAAACUGUAGAAUCCUGAAACAGGGAAUGUAUAUUAAAUGUUUUUAGGGUUGAACCUACUUGGUGUUACCAAAGUGUACUGGCCACAGUAAGCAAUUAAAUUCUAUAAUAGGAUAAGCAGUUAGUAAUGUGCUAAUUGCAGUGAUAGGAUUUUUUAAUGAACUUACUCUAGGGAAUGAAACAUUAAUUGAAGAGAGAUAAUUCAAAGCCAUUUGGAAAGCCUACAGGGUUUACCAGUCUCGGCUCUAAAAUGUCUUGCUGUAUAGCAUUAAAGAAAAUAUUUUGCAGAGUUGUCAAGUGCAUGUGACAGGGGUAGAAACCUUUUUUUUUUUUAACCCUUAGAAGCUGUAUAAAACUUAGUUGUAAUUAAAAUCAGCAGAUCACACUGUAGAGAAGCCCACCAUACAUUGAAUUUGGAAGGUCAAGGUCAGUUUUUUAUUAUAUCCAGUGAGUUACUUCAUCAAAAUUUAUUCAGAUCUCCUGAUUUAGUUGUUCUCACCAAUCACUUGGGAACAACCAUAACAUUUUCUGAGAAGAGAAUAGUGUGAUAUGUGUGACUUUUGAUAUGUUAAACUAAUUCAUUCCUGGCAUUCCUUGAACACAGGAUGCAAGGCGCUGUGUUGACUUCUUUCCACCAAGCAGAGAAACUUGGUGGACUCUCAGAUGCUCAUCUAUACUGAUUUUUUUAUAAUUGUUUAAUGUGGCUUCUGAUUGGAUAGAACCCCCAUAGAGGCCCUCUGUACCUGCCCCCUCGCUGAAAUAGGGUGACUGGUAACCAGACACAUCCUUUCUUUUGAAUUGUACUUCCACUGAGGCAUAGUCUUUUUCUUUUCUAUAAAUGUGUAAAACAGUGAUAUACCUAGCAACCUUAUGAUAACAUGCAACCAAUAAUAAAUUGGUUAGGCUUUAAGAUGCACCAAAUGUUUUUACUGUUUUUUUGCUGCAAGAGUUUAACACAACUAUUUCUAUGGAAGUUGUUACUGGGCAAACAUUCAGGUUGCAGAUUGCACCUGCCACGAACAGAACAUGCUUCUUGGGGAGCCAUUCAUAUUAGCUCCACAUUUCUGCAAUGUGCCUACAUGCUGGCCGCACACAUGGUUCUCUUGCUUUUUUUCUAGAAAAAAGAGGUACUUUGACCGACAACCCUAAGUUGAGGAGAUUUUUUUCAGGGGGAGGGGGGAGAAACGCACUGCCCCACCACCUCCGACACAUGCACACAGCUGCCAGUAUGCUACAAAAGGCUGCCAAAACACACCAAAGAGGUGGUGGAACUCAGUUCUGGUGAGUUACGGCUAAAAAAAGCCCUGUUAAAGGGCUUAUCUAAAGCUAGAAGAGAGGCAGAUGAACUUCAUUGUGUGACAUCGCGGAGAGGAGAUGAGGGGAUCAGCAGCUGUGGAGGCAAAUUGAGCAAGAGCUGUCCCUAAAUAAUUGCAGGACUAUUUUAGGAACUUUCUAGUUAGGCUUGUAGUGUAGCAAAGAAAGUUCUUAAUAAUGACAUAGUGACUUCUGUGAAAGUACAGUUGUUUGUAGUGAGAAUUAAAACAAUGGUAGAACUGCCACACAUACAUUCAUACUGAUAGCUGUUUAAGAUCAGUUAUUUUUUCAUUAUAAUUUGUAUUUGUUUAAGCUCUUUGGACUUUGUCUUGCAUUAAGUAUCCCAUUUGUAUUCCACCCCAUUCUCCAUUUCAUUUAGUAUUCCACAGAUGGAGUUCAUUAAUUACGCAGAUUAUGCUGCAGCCCUAUGGACUUCUAAUGGAUAUGCAGGAUAGCUUAAGGGGUCCUGCUUGGGCUUUGUGAAUUAAGAAGUGUGGUAUAUAAAUAGUGAAGAAUGAAUGUAAGAAAAUAGACCAAGUCCCUGGGGAUUUUUCCUGUCAAAUUUCAAUUAACAUUUUCAAAUCAAGGUAGAUUUCCACAGAGAAAACUUGUUUUUGUAGCUGUUCACCAGAAUAAUUAACUUUCUGUUUGUGUGUGUGUGUGUGUAUGUGUGUGUGUGAGUGUGUGUGUGUUAGGAUUUAGAUACAUCAUACUUCAGCUUUGUAUUAAUUUCAGAUGUGAAAGAUAUGCUGCUUGAUUAAAAUCUGUUCAGAAUGCUACCAUCUAGUUUUAUAAAAAAAGGUAAAGGACCUCUGACAGUUAAGUCCAGUCACAGACAACUCUAGGGUUGCGGCACUCAUCUUGCUUUACAGGCCAAGGGAGCCGACGUUUGUCCGCAGACAGUUUUUCCAGGUCAUGUGGCCAGCAUGACUAAGCCGCUUCUGGCGCAACGGAACACUGAAACCAGAGCAGUGCACGGAUAUGCUGUUUACCUUCCUGCCAGAGCGGUACCUGUUUAUCUACUUGCACUUUGACGUGCUUUCGAACUGCUAGGUUGGCAGGAGCUGGGACUGAGCAACGAGAGCUCACCCCGUCGCAGAGAUUCGAACCACUGACCUUUUGAUCGGCAAGCCCAAGAGGCUCAGUAGUUUAGACCACAGCCGCCACCCACGUCCCUAUCGUGUUUUAUAGUUGAUAGUAAUGAAAUGGCAAAAAGAAAAGAAAUGUAUAUACCAGUUAAAAGAGGCAAAUACAAGCUCUGUUAUCUGAUACUUCAAUGGCUAUAACAACAACAAUGGCAAAACUAACAUUAUUUUUUUGAAACCUAUAUAGUGUAUAAAUUAUGUAUAUAGUGUAUAUAGUGUACAAAUUAUUCCAGCAGGGUCUUUUUUGUCUGAUAUCCUCCCAGCAUCUCCUGUAAGCAAACUUCUUGAGCAGUUAGAGAUCCACCAGGCAAAAGCUAAGGCCAUGUGUUUCUUUCCCCUUUAAUCUCUUGAUCAGCAGCUGUUGUGUUAAGGGAGCUUAAAAUGGGAGGUCUGCUUAUUGAUGUCAAACUUUUGUACUCAAUAUGCAUUUCAGAAUAUCCUCUGAUUUGCCAACAGAACAUUCUGUUGGAGGGUUUUCUUCAAUACAUUGGAAGUGCUGUAAAUGAAAAAGAAAAUUAGUUCAACUAGUAAAAAUAUGGGAUGGAUUUCAGUUCGUGCCUUUGCACUCAUUGAAUAAUCUUUGAGCCAUGGGUGGGGUCUGCAAACAAAAGGGGGGCAGAUGCUAUUUUUCUCGGCUGUCUUCCCCCUCUAGCCCCAACAGCCCUGAUAAAUUAGCCCCAGAGACUUAGGAGAUCCUCAGAGCAGGCUGCAAGGUGUCAGCGGAAGGGGAAUCAGCAAAAAUUGCCUCCCUCCCUCUUAUUUUUAUGGCAUUUGUGCUGGAUCAAAAGCUAUUCCAUGUGUAAAGGUAAUGGUAAAGGUACCCCUGCCCGUACGGGCCAGUCGUGACCGACUCUAGGGUUGUGCGCUCAUCUCACUCAAGAGGCCGGGAGCCGGCACCAUCCGAAGACACUUCCGGGUCACGUGGCCAGCGUGACGAAGCUGCACUGGUGAGCCAGCACCAGUGCCGCACACGGAAACGCCGUUUACCUUCCCGCUAUAAAGCGGUACCUAUUUAUCUACUUGCACUUAAGAGUGCUUUCGAACUGCUAGGUAGCAGGAGCUGGGACCGAACGAUGGGAGCUCACCCCGCCGCGGGGAUUCGAACCGCCGACCAUAUGAUCGGCAAGUCCUAGGCACUGAGGUUUUACACACAGCGCCACCCGCGUCCCUAUUCCAUGUGUACAAAGGCAUAAAUUGGAUUCUAGCCACGGUUAGAAUUAUAGGCUUUUCGAUAAUUCACUUCAACAUGCUAAAAAAUUGUUGAUAAGAUUUUUAAAUUUUAUUUUUGGACAUAAGAAAGCAUCAAGUUAAACGUUACACCCCCAAGGUAUUAAAAAGGGCCAAGUUGUGUAAUUAAUCUCUUGCAUUUUUAUUAUUUCCAUGUUUUUAUGGAAAUUAAUUUUUAAGAAUCUCUCUGGAGGCUUAAGCUUUCAAACUACACAGACUAACUUAUUUGUGUUCCGCUCAGCCCCAGCAACCUUCACAUUGUUGCCUGGAUACUCCAUCUCCUGUAGUAUCUGUAAAUUGGCCAAUUCAACAGCAAGAUUGCUAAUCUGAUUUUUUUUUAAAAAGCAUAUGGAAAGGUAAUUGGCCUAGCAGCAUCUGAAAUACUUUUUCAAAAUCUCUUUGCCACCUCUUCCUUCCAUCCUUUCUCUUGCGAAUUAUCACAGUGGGAGACUUGUAUGUAGGAAGCUUCCUGUAUGGCUCCUAGAGACUAGCUUGAAUUGUUUGAUGGUGCACUAUUAGACUGGCGUGCAACAAGGAAGUUUUCUAUUGCUAAAAACGUUGAGAUUUCAAAAUACAGAUUCCCCCAGUUUCUUGUAAAUGCCACCAUCUGCAGAGUAUCUGCUAAAUUAAUUUGUGGCAUGGCAUACAAAUAUAGAUACAGAAGCUCAAUUUGAGACAAGUGGUGAAGUGAGUAUAUGUGCAUCUAUUGUGUGCCAAGCAGCUCACUAAAGAUUCCUGAGUAACCUUAGCAGUAAUGGAAUAAAAUGAGAAGUCCGCUUGUGGAUCAGUAAUUGGUUAAGAAGCAGAGAGCAGGAAAAACUGGACAGUUCUUUCAGUGGAAGGAUGUAAAAAAUGAAGUCUGUGAAGGAGUCUGUACUUUUUAAGUUGUUCAUAAUCAAUUUAGUGUCGGGGUGCGCAGUGAGGUGCUUAAAAUGAAAGGAGACCAUGAAGAGCUCCAGAAGAAUCUCUACAGACUGAGUGAAUGGGCAGUAAAUUAGCAAAUACAACUUACAUUAAAGUGUAAAUUGAUGCACAUUAGGGCAAACAAGUCUUAUGCUCCAUUUAACAUAGUGGCACUUACUUCCAAGUAAACAUGCAUAGUUUUGCUUUGUAAAUGCACAUUCAGACUUCUGGUAUACCAAAUAGGUAUUGAUGUGGUUUUGCAUAUGAAGGCUGCGAGUGAACUCUGUAGAAUUUGCCCAUGUCACUUUGGUUCUUAGACACAAAAGGUCUCAAUGUCUUCUAUUUCACUUUUCCCUUCCUGAAAUAGUAUUAUAUCUACAAAUCCAACCAUAACUAGAAGUUUUCUCAUUUGUAUAUUCUGUACUUUUCACUAUGUGAAAAGUAAGGGUAAGGUGUCAUACAGUGUGCUUAUAUUGAAGUGAUAGCAUGGCACCCCCUUGUGGUUUAAGUUAGUUUUAAAAGUCUGAUAUAAAGUAGCAAAGAGUUGCCAUUUAAUUGACCAAUUUCUUUUGAACACUUGUUCAGACACAGAAUGGAACUUAAGUUAACAUUCUUUUUUAAAAACCACCUCUAUUGCCUAAUGCACACAUUUUAUAUUAAAAUAUAUAUUUUUAAAUUCUUUUUUCUUUUUAAAGAAACCUACAAUAGCGCAAAUGUCAAUGCAGUGAAUGGAGUAAAAUCUUUGUAGACAAUGCAGUGUAUUGAGCUUCAGGAACUUUGUGUUAUAUAGUCUCACAUUAGGACAUUAACCAAAAUUAAUAGGUUGCUAUUGUAAUUCCAAAAAUUAUUAGUAGGAAAGACUGGUGAAAGGUAUGUCUAAACUGUAGUGGAGAUUAUUUUAUUUUGUGUUCAAGAAGCUGUACAUCUCUCAGCUUGACUCUUUCUAUAAUUGGUAUCCUCCUCUAAGAAAAGGUUUCAUGCUGGGAAUGAGCAGCAGGAGAGACAACAUGGCUUUGACCAAGAAAGUAAAUGCAGGACUUUCAGCUUCUGCCUUCUGGAAGAAGGUACAGGGUUAUAAAGACUAGGAGUAGCUGCCUGAGAAACAGUUUCUAAUCAAAUGCGAUUUUGGUUUUAAACGCAGUGUAAGGUAGUCUCUAUGGGAGUAUAUUGUAUUUAAUUAUGGGGUAUCAGAGUUUUGGGGGGGCUAACCAGGCUGGGAUAGCUGAGAUAGCAGGCUUGUUGGUUUUUGAAUGUCUGAUGAAGAUUCUUUCAGUUUCAUUGUUCUGUAUGGGACAAUGACAAUAAAGAUGAUCGUAUCGUAUCGGACCACCCUUAACUCACCACUGCAUAAUUUAAGAGCUCUUCAGAGUUGUCUGGAUGUAAGAGAUUCCUAUGGUGGCAGUAUAACUCUCAGGCAGGGUUUGGAAAGUUGUGAAGGCUUAGUCGUUACUUCAGAAAAAGAGGAGAGGAAAAUACUUUUGAAAUAAGUAAGCAGUUAAAGAGUAAAAACAACUCAGACUCUUCAUUGAUUUUUAACUGUGGCUUGAUCGCAUUGCAUGAGCAGAGCACACUUCUGCCUGCACAGGUAGGAAGUGGCAGAGAAAGCCAUCUCCUCCAUCUGCACUCCCUGUGCCUCCGAGACAAGACUUCAGAUGUAGGAAUAGCUGGCUAUCUUGGACAUCAGCAGAAGAGCCUUUCACUCUUGAAGUGGGAUCCUAGGAUGCAAACAAACAAAUGUAGCUGCUUUAAAACACACACCAGAACACCCCCCUCCUCCAAAGUGAUGUAAUGAAAUUGUUGUCGUCUUUCCCCCUUAUAUACGAAAGUCUUGUUGGAAAGGUUGAGAUCAGUCCUGAUGCUAGUCACUGAUUUGCACUGUGAUUUCAUGGGAUCCUUUUAGCAAGGGGUAGCUGGCUGCUUCAGCUUUGCAAAAUGCCACAUGCAUUUAUGAUAUUAAUCAAGGUGUCUAGGCUGUGCAGUGGUAAGAGCAAACCUGUCUGUCAGUAAUGGGAAAGAAGCAUAUAAGAGCGGAGCUGUUAAUGAAAACUGCUUGGUGGCUUUGGUCUAAUUUUCACUCCACUGAGUUGCUGUCCUCUGGUUUGUGCAAAAGCACACUGUUACCAUGUCACUCCUGGAUUAAAAUGUAGUUUGGCAGUUUAGUGGGUGGCGGCUUGAAGUGAAAAUGAAAAGAAGCACCCAGCUGUGUUUCAUUCUGAUUUGAUUUUUUUUUUGUAGUUUUCUGAAUGGUAGCCAGUUUCUUUAAAUGGUUUUUCUGUGCUAGGUUUUUAAAUUGGCAUGUACUGAUAUUUGGAAAUUGGCUUAUGAAUUUAAGUUAACUAGAUUUAAAUACAGUCAUACCUCGAGUUACAGAUGCUUCGGGUUGCACGAUUUUGGGUUGCGCACCAGAACUGGUUACUUCCGGGUUCUGGUGCUUGCGCAUAUGCAGAAGUGUUAAAUCGUGCUUUGUGCAUGCACAGAAGUGCCGAAUCAUGACCUGUGUGUGUGCACAUGCGGCGCUGUGGGUUGCGAACACUGCAGGUUGUGAACAUGCUUCCCGCACGGAUCACGUUCCCAACCCGAGAGUCCACUGUACAUCCAGAUUUAUGCAUUUUAUUAUUUUUAACUAUCUAGAGACUCAAAGCACCAUGUAAAAUAUAAUACUCUUCCAAAAGGAUUUUACAGCAUCAAAUAGCCUAUGGGUACCUGUAUUGUAUUUGAACUGAUUUUAUGUAUGUGCUGCUGCUGUUUUAAAUUGUACAUAUGUAAUUGGUUUUUUAAUGUUCUCAUAGUUUUUAUAUAUGCAGUUUUUAUAUAUGCAGUUGCUUUAACUGUAUUCAGAUAUGUAACUGUUUAGAUUUGCUUUUGGUUUUAUUAUUUUGUAUAUUGUUUUGGCUCAUGAGAAGUGAUUUGUAACGAAAUAAAUAAUAAUAUGAUAUAAGAAGGUGAAAAUGCAGCCUAACUUGCAUGCAGCAAUAUUAAUAGUAAUUUAGAGGAAGCGUGGAUCUCCUGCUCUUCUUGUUCCAAGCUAGAGUUUUUCUGCUUAUUUCUUAUUUGACAUUUUCAUAGGAUGAAACCAUGUACUAUACAAACGUGUUCAUCACAGUAAUUUCUCACCUCUCUUUUAAGAAAAUAAAUCCCCAGAAAUUGGUACUGAACCAUCCAUUGCCUACCACUCCACACACCAGAUACGUUGUUUUUCUCUUUUAUGAAGAUAGUAGGUCAUUUCAUAGAGAUCAUAUAGAAAGCUAACAUUGUCCUGACAGCAAAAUAGUAGCUCUGAAAUAGUGCAUCCUGGGUUACAGCAGCACAACUUCUUUGGAGGUUUUCUUAUGUAUUUUUAGCUGUUAAUAGAUAGAUAGAUAAAUUUAUUGUCAUUGUCCGUAUAUACACAGUAUACACAACAACGAAAAUCAAACACCCACUCGAAGACCGGGUUCACAUACACAUUUGCACGUAUCUCCAACACUCUCAUCCUAUUCAGACAUAAUCUAUAAAAACAUAUCAUACUCCAGAAUGUAACAUAACCUAUUAAAAGCAUAACAUAACCUAACAUAACUGUUGCGUUUCUUCCCUCUUCCUCCCAUCACACGCUGGUUUUUUCAGACCUUAACACCCAUCUGCAUGGCUGCAUAUUUCAUUUCUUUUAAGAGCAGAGUUUUGUAGUUCCCUCCCGCCACCCAGCAGUAGGUAUGCCUUCAUAAUGAAAUGGUGUGACUUGACAUAAUUAGAGCACUUUAAUCUUUACAGCUUCUUCAUGUGUUUAAGAGUUUUUGUUUGGUUUAUCUCCUUUAGGAAACCUUCCCACCCUCAGCUUGAAGCUUUUAUUAGCCAUAUGUCUAAAGGAUCAGAAACCCAAAUGGAUGGCACUCUGAGCAGCAUGCCUCGUUACCCCAGCCAUUCACUGUGUGAAAUGGGAGAGCUUACACAGACAGGUGAUUUUCUACAGCUGUUUUAUUUCCAUGUCCAAAAGAAACCAGCAUGUCAAGAGGCUCUUUGGUUCUUAAUUGGAACUUCCUAGGUGCUUGUUAAGGGUUCAAAAAAAUGAUUUUUCCAGGGGACAUCGCUGGUACUUUCUAAAGGAUACCAUGGUUGUAAUAGCAAUAUCCCAAUUGUUUAUGGGUUGUUGAUUUUUUUAAAAGAGAAAAUUGUCAUAUUUCCUUCUUGCCUGUACAACCAUUUAAGACUUGUGCAACUAACAUUUUUGAAAAAUGUUUUUAUAUUCUUAGCAUGAUCUGCCCACCCCAGCCAUUACCCUUUCACAUGGAUUCUAUGAAGUGACUGCAUGAGCAGAAAGCAGCUCAGGCACUCAAUAUUUUUAUACUCCUUCCUGUGCAACCGCAUGUACCCCCAAAACCUUCUCAGGGGUGGGGGGUCGGCCAGAGUUUGGUGAACGUUUGGAGCUAUGUCACAUGGGAGGGAAGAUGCUUCUGAAAUUGGACAGAGAGAUUUUGUGCCAUUGUAGCUGCCACUGGAGCAAGAUAGUUCUGCUCCAUUUCAGAUGAUUUCCCCCUCACAUCACAGCCCAUGUGACACAGCUCCCAAAAGGGUCAACCUUUGACCCUCUUGAGAGGAUUUUUGACUGGGUGCUUCAGAGGGGAGGGAAAGAAAGAAUAAGGUAGGUUGCAUGCCUUAUACCCAGGCAACUGCUGGAUACAACACAAUUUCUCUCACAGUACAGUGGUUCCUCUAGUUACGAACUUACGGUAAUUUGUUCCGGAGAUCUGUUCUUAACCUGAAGCUGUUCUUAAAUAGAGGCAUGCUUUCGCUAAUGGGGCCUCUUGCUGCCACUGCGCCGCCGGCACACGAUUUCCGUUCUCAUCCUGGGGCAAAGUUCUCAACUCAAGUUAACUCUUCCAGGUUAGCGGAGUUUGUAACCUGAAGCGUUUGUAACCUGAGGCGUUUGUAACUCGAGGUACCACUGUACCCAAGAUCACUCUCAAAUUAUUUUGUAGAAGAAAGCUUACCUUCUUCUUUUUCUUUUUUGAAGGGAUUGUACAGCACUUGCGAAAUGGACAACUACUGCGGAAUAUUUAUAUAAAGAAGCAUAACUUGAUCCCAAGUGACUGGACAAGUAAACAUUUGUAUUUGGAGACAACUGGAAAGAGUCGAACACUACAGAGUGGGCUGGCACUACUAUAUUCCUUCUUGCCAGAAUUUGAUUGGAAGAAAAUUAACUUUAGGCACCAGUGGAGCACAAUUUUUUGUUCUGGAAGCUGUGAUUGCCCGAUAAGAAACCAUUACCUAGAGGAGGAACAACGGCGUCAGUACAGCCUACGGGUGAAAAACAUACACUUGGAGAAAACGUAUGCAGAUAUGGCAAAGAUUGUCGGCAUACCCACAAGGCAGUUAAGGGCUUCUAACCCUGUAGAUUCUAUGCUGUGUCAUUUUUGCCAUAAUGUCAGCUUCCCAUGUACCAAGAAUGGCUGCAUUAACCUUGAGCACUUUAAAACAAUCAAGACGCAUCAACUUGAAGAUGAAAAAGAGAGGCAGGAGAAGAAAUAUUACUACUUGUAUGCGCUACUGGCCACUCAUCCUAUCCUUAACCAGACAGCCAGUCGUAUGCAGCGCAUUGCAGAAGGCAAGAGAGAAGAACUAUUUGUCCUUUAUUCUGCUCAUGAUGUCACCUUGUCCCCUGUUCUGAGUGCCUUAGGCAUCACUGAGGCCAGGUUCCCAAGAUUUGCAGCCAGACUAGUCUUUGAGCUGUGGAAAGAUGGAAAGAAAUACAAAGAACAUUUUAUCCGCAUCCUUUAUAACGGUGUUGAUGUCACAUUCCAGACUUCAUUCUGCCGGGAUUAUAACAAACAUUACACCAAACUGAUGUGCCCCUUAGAGAAAUUUGUUCGUUUUGUUAAACAAGACAUGUUCUCACCUUUUAAUAGCACCAAUUACUAUGAUGCAUGUCACAGGAGGCCAUUCUAA
Molecule: messenger RNA, 61035 nt
Organism: Podarcis lilfordi (Lilford's wall lizard)
Lineage: Eukaryota; Metazoa; Chordata; Lepidosauria; Squamata; Lacertidae
Source: the annotation of a GenBank genome assembly